Podarcis lilfordi (Lilford's wall lizard) is the source of this 49194-nucleotide messenger RNA. The record is from the annotation of a GenBank genome assembly. NCBI's taxonomy places the organism in Eukaryota, Metazoa, Chordata, Lepidosauria, Squamata, Lacertidae.
ACCUCCGUCGCCCCUGAGUGGCUGAGCGGAGGCGGCCGGGCGCGCGCGCGCACGGAGAGGAAGAAAGAGGGUAGCGGCGGCGGCCGGGAGGGGGAAGAAAGAAGGACUGAGGGAGGACGGGGGGGGAAGUGCGCGGGUGCGCGCGCCGGGCGCUGACUGGACUCUGAGGCGACCGAGGGAGCUUGUUCCGAGGCACUUUCGGUGGGCGCCUGAGGCGAGGCCGACGGGAGGCGGAGAAGGGGAAGGAGAACAGCAGCAGCGGCGCCGCUCGGCUCCUCCUCCUCCCCCUCCUCCGGCCGGGGCGGAUGCUUUGUGGGUAGGAGGAAGAGGAGGAGAGGCGGCCGCCUGGCUGGCUGGCUGGCGGCGGCGGCGGCGGGGCCUUGCGGAGAAGAUGGUGCUGCUGAGGGUGCUCGUCGUGCUUUGCUCCUGGGCGGCCGGAGCCGGAGGUGAGGCGAGGCUAGGCCGCGUCGGAGGAGGGCGAGUGGUUCCCCCCGCUUCUCCCUUCCUUUUCCCUCUCCCUCCUUCCCUCGCCCCGGGAAGCAGCCACUUAAGCAGCCGAGGUUCCUUCCUGCCCCCGGGGGCAGCUUCCCUCACGGCUCCCGCUCCACUCCGGUUCUGGGUCCCCCGCCGCUCUUUCCUUUCCCUGCCCCGAUAGCGGCUUCAGUUCUUUUUCGGUGUGUUUUAAUUGUUGGAUUGGGCCCAUUUUGAAAAGGGAGGGUGGCGGGGAGUCUCCUCCACACUCUCUUGUCUCUUCCUUUCACUCCUUUCUGCCGCCGCCACACUAUUUAUUUCGACCCCUCUCCUGCUUUUCUGUUUAAAAGGACAGCUCCGGGCUCUACGUAAAAGAAGAAACUGUAAUUAUGAAAAGUAUAACUAUACAGACACACACACACACAAACACACACAUGCAAAGGUGGCCGUUUGACCCAUUAAGGGGAAAACCAACAAAUAAAAACCCACGGUUGGGAAUCCUUUUACUAGAAGCAGCCAAAAAUGUCACGACUGUGUAGCAGUCGUUUGAGUUCUCUAGAACUCUUUAUUAGACAAGAUGUUCCACAAAGCCCAGGUGAAACGAGGCGAAAUAAUAAAAAUACAGUAAUGGGGAAAAGUGCAAAGCUUGCAGCCAUGAGGUCAGCUUAGAGACUCCAAGAUGAAGCUUGCAGGCUGAUUUAUUUAUUUAUUACUGUUUUGAUAAAAUUUAUAUACCACUUGAUUGAAAAAACACACUCCCUAAAAGCAGUUUGCAAGUACGGCUCUUUUACAGUGACACUUGGAGGAGACUGUUUCUCCUCCACUUAGUCUUAUGUGCAUACAGUAAUUGCUUUGGGGUAGCACACUUCCCCCCAAUAACCGUAAAACAUUAGAAAAAUAUUGUAUAUACAUGCCUUCAUGUCUUUCCUGCCUUUUCUCUACCCUCCCCACCUAAGUAUCUGACUUUGCCCUCUGAGAUUUCCUCUCCUCUCCUUCCUGCUGCCUCAAAUGAAUGGAGGGGGGGGUUGUGUGAAAAAGGGGAACAAGGCAGAUACAUGUAAAUAUGCUCUCUGCACUCACACCUAGUAUGGGGUAGUUUCCAGUGAGUCUUUUGACUUCCUGUUGUGCCAUCCCUCUUUCUCACCACUGUCAUAGGCCUGGAGUCUGAUCCAGUUGGGCAUCAAGUCAAAAGAGCUAGAAGACUUUCAGGAGGGAGUAGGCCUUCUGAAAGUUGUAUAUUGUAUCUGAUACCUGGAAGGAAUGAUACAUUAAAUGAGUUUCUAAAGCAGGGUGAGGUAUUUCUGAAAAGAGGAAGUGCCAUAUUGUUGAGAUUUGCUAAAAUGUUAGUUGUGAUUUAUGGCAGAUCUGCUUCUUCUAUUUUAUCUUUUGCUAGCAUUCUGUCUGUGGUUCACUAUCCAUAUUUUGAGUAAGCUGAAUAAUUUUGCUUACUUAAAUCAGAAAGCAAUUCUUGUGGAUCAAAAAUAGAAGUCCUCAUCCCAUCAUUGCAACUUACUGUGAGUGCUCAAGAAGCGGCUUGGGAUUGUGGCUUUGUCUUUAUGCAUAACAUCCCUAAAGUGUCACAAAGCUUCUAGCACAUUUAUUCUGUCAUUAUCUUUUGUGGAACUGUACAUGAUGAAGGGGGCCUCUUAUUGUGAUUCAAGUUUUCAUAGACAUACAAUGCAGUCCUAACAAUGAAUACUCAGCAAUAAAUCCUAUUAAAUUCAAUAGGUUAUAUGACCAGCUAAACAAGAUUAGGAUUGCAGCCUAAUCUAUUAGUCCAGUGGUUCCCAAUUAGCUAACUACUGUGGCUUUUCAAAGGCCAAGUCAUGAACCCACUACUUUUGAAAAUGUUGAUGAUAGUUAUGUGGGUGGGUUGAGCAGACCACCAAUUGGGAACCACUGUAUUAGUCUCAAACAUACAUGGGGACUUUUUUUGCUCUGUGCUGUAGUGGCAGCUACUCUAAAAUUUUGAUAUUAUGGAAGGCAGAAUAAACACAUUUAUCUUAUAGUAUCCUGCCAUUCAAGGGUGUUUUGGUUUUACUUGCUCUUUGACGCAGGUUGGAAUCAGAAUAAUUUUGUCUGAAUGGUGACAAAUUCCUCAGUUGGUUACCAAUUCCAGACAUGCUGCUCUGCUAGGAAAAAAACAAAAAAUAAGUCUUUUAAAAUACAUUUAUUGUGGUGCAAACUUUUGUUGACGAGAGCUGUGAAGUGGGCUCUAAUUCACCAAAGGUAUGUCACAAAUGAGGCACCACUGUUUCCCCCCACUUAAAAGUGGCAAAACAUGUCUUCUUUGGAAGGGCACAAGGUGUGGUCCUGAUGAUGUCAUAGAACUUGCUUAUGAGUAAUUCUUAUCAGGAAGUGCAGUAGGGCGUGGAUUAACAAGAUUAACUAACAUUUCAACAUCACCGGUGUAGUAUGGUUUCAGUUAAGAUCCUGACUCUUGGAAAGGGCCUAUUUAAAAGUAAACCACUUUUACAUUUCACUAAGUUCAUGCAGAAGCUUUUGUGAGUUAAAUAGUGUUUUUUUUCUACUUAGGGCAGUGGUUCUCAAAGGGUGUGGCAUGCCACACUAGUGUAGUGGGAAAGGAUGGCAAGUGUGGGAAGAUUCAAAGACAAUUGGAGAAACAUUUAAACAUUUCAGUGUUGUAUAGUAUCAAAAUAAUCUUUUUUUAUUUGCAGAAUAGGGACAUAUCUUUUCAAAAUGAGAGCAAGAGCAUCAAGUGUGUGGGAAUGAUUGUUUUAUACUCUGCAGUGAUUUCAUAGAAUCAUAGAGUUGGAAGAGACCACAAGGGCCAUCGAGUCCAACCCCCUGCCAAGCAGGAAACACCAUCAGAGCACUCCUGACAUAUGGUUGUCAAGCCUCUGCUUAAAGACCUCCAAAGAAGGAGACUCCACCACACUCCUUGGCAGCAAAUUCCACUGUCGAACAGCUCUUCCUAAUGACAGAAGUUCUUCCUAAUGUUUAGGUGGAAUCUUCUUUCUUGUAGUUUGGAUCCAUUGCUCCGUGUCCGCUUCUCUGGAGCAGCAGAAAACAACCUUUCUCCCUCCUCUAUGUGACAUCCUUUUAUAUAUUUGAACAUGGCUAUCAUAUCACCCCUUAACCUCCUCUUCUCCAGGCUAAACAUGCCCAGCUCCCUUAGCCGUUCCUCAUAAGGCAUCGUUUCCAGGCCUUUGACCAUUUUGGUUGCCCUCCUCUGGACACGUUCCAGUUUGUCAGUGUCCUUCUUGAACUGUGGUGCCCAGAACUGGACACAGUACUCCAGGUGAGGUCUGACCAGAGCAGAAUACAGUGGCACUAUUACUUCCCUUGAUCUAGAUGCUAUACUCCUAUUGAUGCAGCCCAGAAUUGCAUUGGCUUUUUUAGCUGCCGCGUCACACUGUUGGCUCAUGUCAAGUUUAUACUUUCUGGGUGUCCCGUGAUCAUAUUUUAAAGUAGUUGUGUUCUGUAUUAUAAAUGAAGCACUGCUAGUUGUUGUUUCUCUCUCUCUCCCCCGCCCCAAUGUAUUUCUUAUCAAUUAAAAAUUUGGUGUGUCACAAACAAAUUUUUAUUUUGAAAGUGUAGCCCAGAGGAAAAAGUUUGAGAACCACUGACUUGGGAUGUUCACAUAUGAGUAUGUGCAGACCAGUGGUUGCAAAUGAUUGAUAGCACACUUCAGACUUACUCAGUUAUCAACCUUCUGUUGUUCUGCACUUAAAAAAUAACACCAUAUUAAAGGUUUCAGUCCUUGCUUCAGAAAUUCUCAAUUGGAGUUAGUGUUAUUAAGUGUUGGAGGAUUUGCAAUCUUAAGUAUACUGUACUGAAAAGAAACUUUGUCUAUCAACAUACUUUUAGUUGUUGUCUCCUCAGAGUCUGAAUCUAGUUGUGAGACCAUAUAACCUAUGCUGUUGAGAUGAUUGGUAGGGUUAAUGGCAUGUUGGGUUUUUUUUUUAUAAUAUAUAGUAAACUUCAACCUACUGUCCUUCUAAGAGAAAGUCCAUGAUUGCAUUUCUGCAUGUGCAUUUUAGCAUCUUCUUAGCCUUUGCAGUCUCCAGUAUACUUUAAAAAAUGGGCAUAAAAGUGGCUUCAUAUAGUGCAAAAAACCCAGAACCUAGUUCAGGAUUGGGAACCUGCCGUCCUUCAGUUGUUGAACUCCAAUUUCCAUCAUUUUUGACUAUUACCCAUGCUGUUUAAGUAGAUGAGAGUUGGAAUUUGUCUGACCUAGUCAAAGCUCAGAACUUAUAAAAUUCAAAGUAAUUUAAAAACUCAAUUAUUGUCAGUUAACUAGAGAGCGAUUCAUUAAGUCAGGAGAUCUUUAUAACUGUUUCAGCAUUUUACAUGGAACAUGAUGUAUUCAAGCAUCACAUUUGCCUGGUUAAGAUAUUCACCGAAACUUUGACUCAGAUGACCUGAAACUGUCUAUGACACUGCCCUCUCUCUUUUUCCUCUAUGCCUGAGAAAGAGUGGCAGCUUUUGUUUUUAUGCUGGAACUAACUACAGUUUCAUAUUACAUUACAUCUGAAUUGGGAAGCAGAGGAUUAAACAAAGUUAGUUUAAACAAAAACCGGAUGAAAACACCUCAGUUCAGAUUUCAGCUCUGCCAUAAAUUUGCUAUGCGGCCUUUGGCAAGCUUCUGUAUCUGCAAUAUGUGUGAUAAUAAUGCUCAGUUACUUUAUUGGGUUGUUGUAAGUGCAUGUGAAGUAUGGUACUUUCAAGUAUUCAAAGUGAUGUGAAAGGGCUAUAUAAAAAGCAUUAUUAUCAAACUGGUUUCAGAUCUUGGUUUAACUAACUUUAAUUUGAACAAACUGAGCUCUCCCAAGUUUAAAUGUAACAUGGAACUGUAAUUGUUCCAAAGUGAAAGCAGAAGCAUUAAUUCUCUUCCUCUUGCACAUAAAUUAGUACUAAAUAAGGUGAAAAGGAGAGGCAGCAUAAGUCUGAGGCCUACUGCCCGUUAUUUCCAGUCACUGAAACAAUAGAUUCAGUGAGACAAUAGAACACGGCCCCUAUUUCAUAUAUCUGUAUUGACUGAUUGUAGUGUCAAGCUUUGUGUUUACUGCUAUAAGAGAAAGUAAGGUUGUUUGACUUUGUGGCUAGUUUAAUGCCUGGAAAUUAAAACUUUCAAGAUAGGGUCAUUCUUUGGAGCAUUUCCUAAGUUUGAUCUGAGAAUGGAAACCCAUUAACUUUCAUCCAAGCAGUCAGCAAAAUGAUCCAACAGUUUGCAUAUUCUUUGAACCACAGACAUCUGGAAUAAUUGCUGAUAGUUGCAGGCUGGGAGGUAAGGUGUGCUCCUGGUCCUAAGUUCUAGUGUUUAUUAACAUGGUAUGUUGAUGAAAGUGAAAUGUUUACUGUAGAUGCUCUUGCAGAUUACAUGAAUCUAGGAGUACUUAUGUACUUGAGGCUAGUAUUUACAAGGCAUGUAAAUGUUCCUGUUCAUUUUGGUUAGUCUGGUUUUCUUUGGCUAUUCUCCUUUAUGUUAAAAGGACAGGCAAGUGUUUGCUUGUAUGGUGGAGUUGCCAAGCACCAUUUUGAUAUCUUGGAAAAUUCCAGCUUCACAUUAUUCUUUAUUUUUGUUUCCUAUCAUAUGCAACUUACUGUUGUCCAAAGUUAUGAAGUUUAUGACAGUUUUCUUACCUUAAUUGUUUUUGAAUUAAAACAGAUUUUGUAUUUACUUGCUUGUUGGACUUACAGGGCUGUCUAAAAAAUACUUGCAGAAAUAUUAUGCCAGUUUAUAUGAAGCUUUUAAACUUGUUCUUUCUGAAAAUCCCUAUUUAACAACUUUUGUGGAACCUGGUAUAUAAAGAAUAAGCUAUUUUGGAGCUGCUUAAUGAAAAGUUAGAUUUUUGUGGAAGAAUGGAAGUCUUUUUCAAAACAUUUAAAGAAAUAUUAUAGUAUGAUGAAUUCGUGAGCAGUGUUUGAACUAUGAGCAACAGAAGGAAUCAGAGAUUAUUGUAUGAUGGUUAUGAUGUAAGGGAGAAAAAAUAAGGGGCAGCAAGGGGAAGAAAUUAAAAACACCGUGGAAAACGGGAGGGGAAGUUGAAAAAACAAAGAAUUUUUUAAAUGCUUUGUUUAUGUGAAUUUUUUGUAGUUUUGAAUUUUAAUAAAAUAUAAUUAUUAUAUUAUUAUGCUGCUCAUUUAUUCCUCUGAUACUGGUUGCUGGGGAACAUGAGUGCAAGAGUGCACUCUUGUCCUUGUCGGAUUCCUGUAGCCAUCUAAUUAGGAGUCUUAGAAACUGGGAUAGAAAAGGUAUUUGCCACAUGGCUCCCUGGAACCUGGGUUAUAAGUGCAAAAACCGAAUGGCUACUGUAGCGGCACUUUGUUUAUUUUUCCAUAGAGAAUUUAUUUGGUUUAUUUUGCAAUUUGUGGUAUUGGGAGGGUUGUAACCAGCCAUAGCAAAGCAGGUCAUACAGAGAGCACAGUGGGGCUUAAAAUUAGGUGUGUAUAUGACAGUAACGCCCAGUGAACUUCAUGGGGAUUUAGCGUGUCUAGUCAUACAGUCAUAUACCACACUGCUUCUCAAUAGGAAGAACCUUUUUCUUUCACUUUGCAAAGUCACAGCUUCUGCCAGUAAGGGACCAUGUCUCAUUCUGUACAGUCAUGCCCACAUAAUGUGAUUUUCAAAGUUCUAAUGUUUUUAUUUCUGAAAAGGAAAGCACUUCCCUGUAAAUGGUACAGGAGUACUCAUGCAAAUACAUCCUAUUUUAAAAAGUAGGAUGAUACUCCACCAGUUUGUUUUUUUAAAAUCCAGCAUUAUGAUAUUCUUUAAGAGACACGGUGAUGAGAAUUGCACACAGUAUUCCAAGCGCAGCUGCAUCACAGACUUGUAUAAGGCCAUUAUGAUAUCAGGAGGCAGGUGGCGCUGGGCUGUCUGAUCAGAAGGUUGGCGGUUCAAAUCUGCGACAGGGUGAGCUCCCAUUGCUCUGCCCCAGCGGCAGGAAGGUAAAUGGCGUUUCCGUGCGCUCUGGUUUCUGUCAUGGUGUUCUGUUGUGCCAGAAGCUGUUUAGUCUGUGGACAAAUGCCACCUCCCUUGGCCUGAAAGCGAGAUGAGUGCCGCAACUCCAUAGUCACCUUUGACUGGACUUAACCGUCCAGGGGUCCUUUACCUUUUUUUUUACCUAUUAUGGUAUUUCCAGUUUGUUUUCAAUCCUUUCCCUAAUGAUCCCUAAAAUAUAUUUCCCCAUUUUAUUGCUGCCACAACCUGGGUCAACUUCUUAAUUGAGGUAUCCACUAUGACCCUAAGUUCUUGAUCAAUCACCACCAACUCAGACCUCACUAGCAUAUAUGUAAUGUUAGGAUUCCCCCCCCCCCGCAGCGUGUAUCACUUUGCACUUAUUAACACUGGAUCAGAUUUAUCAUGUUAAUGCUCAUUCAUCCAGUUUGGAGAGAUCCUUUUGGAGUGCCUAACAGCCUCUUUUAGUUAAAAGCUACUCCAAACAACUUUGUGUCAUUAGCAGACUUUGCUAACUCAUCUCCAGGAAAGGUUAGGAAUGCUGCAGACUUGGGUUCACAAAGCAGAAAACCCACAUCCAUUAAAUCUCACUCACUGUCACAAAUGGGCAAGACUGGAACAAAGAACUAGACCUGAAUGUGUUUCUUAUCUAUUUCAAGAGAUAAUAAUGUUUAUUCGACUUACACACCUCCCUCCACACCAAAUACACCAUCAGAUACACAAUAUCAAAUUUCAAAAUGGGAUACACAGGAAGGAACCCCCCCAACCCUCCUUUUUAUCAUAAUUUCCAAUGUGCUUUCCCCACCCCAGUGCUCAACCUGCAUUCCUGGAAAAAACGACGCAGUAGAAUCCAAAUAAAGGGUGUAAACCAUUAUUCUUCUAAGCAAGCCAGCAAAAAUAUUAUUAUAAGAUGAAAUGAAAGGCAAACAAGAACAGAUGCUCUGCUUUACUGCUAGAGCCAUUUCACUUUUGAGAUGCAAGGUUACCAUUAGAAGCAUUUUAAAUAAUCAGGCAGCACAGGAAAAAAAACAUUUAACCUGCUUGUGUUUGUUUGCAAACUACAAUGUGCUUUCUACUCCACCCUGCCCCCGCCCCUGCAGGAGAUAAACAAUUAAUUCAACUGUGUGAAAAAACUUUUCCUGUUUGCUUACUUUCCUACAACAAUGAAAAGGUUGCCCUUCAAUGAUUCCCCCCCACCCACAAGAUAUCUGUUGCAAACCACCAGACUGGAAAUCUCAACUUGGCCACUGGCUGGUGCUCCUGAAUAGCAAAACUGGCGAUAGAGUAAUUUCAAACGCUGUGUCUGGACCAGCGGCAUAGCAUUGUUUGCUGGUGCCCGGGGUGGGAGUGUGCAGGCUGGGUAGGGGCUAGGUGUGGAGGGCGAAUGAAACCUGCUGCACCAGCCUAGUGGACGCCACCAGGCAGAUGCAGAGUGUGAACGGAACCCGCCAUGCCAGCUCAGCCCUUGCCACCAGAGCCAAGGGGGGUUCUGCUGCACUGCCCACCCAUGCAGAGGGGAGCCUGGCCAGCCAACACUGGCCUUGGUGGGAAAAUUUUCCCCAAUGCCUGUCAAGAGGAGCACUGGGCCGGGCUACGCAAGGGUUGUCCUUUGCCUCCGUCCCUUCAUCUGUGCCUGCUCACCGUCUGAGCAAGGAGCAGGCCACUGCUGGCUGGGUUCAGCGAGCGGGCCAGGGACGUGGCAGUGGGGCUAGGCCAGGUUCUGGGGCCCAGAGACCUCAGACAGCAAGCAAGGCGCAACAGGUAACCCUGCAUGGGGGUGCCUGGUUCGCGCCCCCUCAAAAUUGUGUGCCCAGGGCCACGACCCCCGGCCCCCCACGCUAUGCCCCUGGCAUGUCCGCCCUCUGGGGAUGUUUCGUUUUGACUGUUUUUACACACUAAUACCACAUCCUGUAGAAUUCUAUCAGUUACCUUUUAUCUGUACAAUAAAAAUGAAUUUAAAGAUUCCUAACGCUUUUUUGUGCAGCUUGAGCAGGAACAGUGAACAGUGUUAUAGUUACCAGUAAUUGUUGUAGCUUGUCUUUGCUUACCCUACCCCUCUGCCCAGCUCACAGUUCUGAAGAGUAUUAUUACAUUAUGAAUGGUCUGUGUCACCAUUAAAAAAAAGAGAGGUAGGAAUAGGCCAAUAUAUAUGAGGAUAUCUUGACAGGAUAUUGUUAAAUUCUCAAAGUUUUUAACCUAGCUCAGGGUUGUUAUCAGAACUAGCCAGAUGUUUAAAUCAAUCACAGUCAGUUCAUCAUUUGAAAAAUAAGACUGCCUUGCCCCAAAAUGGCAACUAGACAUUCUGUUUUGGUGACUCUAACCUUGGUUUAAGGAGCCAUUUGGUGCGUAGCUUAUAUACCUGAGUUUCUAACACUGCUUUAAAGCCCUAUGGCCAUGGCCCUGUAUAGCUGAAGGAGCGUCUCCACCCACCUUGUUCAGCCCAGACACUGAAGUCCAGCUCCAAGGGCCUUCUGACAGUUUCCUCACUGCGAGAAAUGGAGUUACAGAGAACCAGGUGGAGGGACUUCUCCAUAGUGGCAUGCACCCUGUGGAAUGCCCUCUUGUCAGAUGCCAAACAGUUUAAAAAUUAUGUGACUUUUAGAAGACAUCUGAAGGCAUCCCUGUUUAGGGAAGUUUUUAAUGUUUGAUGUUUUAUUGUGUUUUUAAUAUCCUGUUGGAAGUCACCCAGAGUGGCUGGGGAGGCUAAUAAUAAUAAUAAUAAUAAUAAUAAUAAAUUAUUUAUUAUUUUAUUGACCACCUUUGGCACAUUACAGAAAGGUAGGGUAAAAUGCUUUCUUUAAUUUUAUUGAAACUAUUACAAAAAUAUUCAGAUUUAGAUGGAGCUGCCUGCAGCUUGAGCUGGUAAACAAGCGGGGGGGGGGGGAGAGUUAAAAAUAAAACAAAAGCUAAAAUCUGACAUUUUGGUAGACAAAAGUUAUGGUUACAUAAUUUGGGCAUAACAAAAAUAGCAUGUACAGCCCAAAUUUUAUGUAGAAACAAAAACCACAAUUUUCGGAGAAAAAAGUUGAGAAGAGAAAAGAAUAACCAUAGGAUUAGUUCUUUCUUUUUAGUGCUGGUCAGUGAUAUUUUAUUAGGUGCCCCAUAAACCUUCUGUUCAUAUCAGUUGGAAUAUUAUUUCCCCCACCCCACCCAUAGGUUUUGCAUCACUAGUUCAAUAAAUGGUUUGGUUUGGUUAACUUGAAAAAUGCUAGAGUGAUUUUGCAGCUCUGUCUGUAUUUAAGAGCCAAGAGAUACAAAAGUGAUCAUUUUUCUAGAUUGGAAGAAAGUGAAGAAGAGACCAGGAAAGGGGGUUGCUAAACCUUUUUAAAAAGCUCAUUAUUCAUGUCCACUUAUUACUAUUUAGAUCAGUUCCAUAUCAGUGUGUGCUUGCAGCUCGCUAUCAAACCAGGUCUUGGAUGACUUUGCUGUUGGUGGGUGGGUUAGGGGAUGGGGGGGAGUUGCAAUUCCACAAAUCAAAAUGGUGUAUCAUGAUAAAACCAUUGUUGGUAAGAGUGCUGUCUGAAAUGCUGUUCACCCUAAAAACUGGUGCUGUCUUAAUCAUUGAAUUGCCUCCUUUAAAAAAAACCAAAAAAGACAAAACCCCUUAUAAAACUAAAAAUGUACAGUGGUACCUCGGUUUUCGAACGUCUUGGAAGUCGAACGUUUCGGUUUUCAAACGCUGCAAACCCAGAAGUAAAUGCUUCCAUUUUCAAACGUGCCUCAGACGUCACACGGCUUCCACUGAGUCGCGCCCCCCCCUUUCUCUAUUGAAUUUGCAGGCUGCCCUUUGCGCCUUGGUUUUUGAACGUUUCGGAACUCAAAUGGUCUUCCGGAACGGAUUACAUUCAAAAACUGAGGUACCACUAUAUUUGCUAAAUAUCGCCUUGUAAGUAUUUUGCUUUGGCCCUCUUACUCAGUUGUGUCAGACUUAUGUUCUAGUAUCGUCCUCCCUGUUGACUGGAAGUAAUGGAACUGAGGUUCCUUUUAGUAUUUGCACAUGUUUGGGGCCAUGUGCUGUGAGACCAGUUAGGGAGGAAGUGGUUGCUGAGGCUGGGCAGUGAAGCGUACACCAAAGCAGAGACUGUUAACAACCGAAAAGGCUCCCAGAGCAGUUUGCAAAAAUCAGUAAGUCAGGUUUGCAAAUUAAAAGACACAACCCAAAAAGAAAAGGGCUUGGGAGACAGGCGGGGGAAAUGCAAACUUGGGCAUUUGUUUUUAGUCAUGAAGUUCUUACUACCAUCAGUUGGUUUGGAAGCAGUUCAAGGAGAAGAGGUGCCAAACAUUGCUGGUCUCUCAGAUAAGCUGAUAAAUUGGCUGUACUUAUCAUCUCUCCCUGGAUGCUGCAUAAUGGAAUGGCUGCUUCUGGAUGACAGUUUUGGGAAGACAAAUGCCCAAUGGGGUUGGCUUCAUUUGGGCAGGAGAAAAAUAGUGUUCUAGCACCUUGACCACCAAUAUAUGAACAUAGGAAGCUGCCUUUGGUCCAUCUAGCUCAGUAUUUCUAGGAUUUCAAGCUGGGGACCUGGAGGGGCUGAGGAUUGAACCUGAAACCUUGUGUAUGCAAAACAGAUGCUCAACUACUGAUCUACAGCCCUUUGUUAUAUGGCUGCACGUAUACUUCGACAAGUUUUGUUUCUUUUAUAAAACUCCCUGUGUUUGGUUCAAAACUUGUCGGAUGGAAAUGCACACUUGAAUUUGAACUUUGUUUCAAUUCCAUAUGAUGCCUACUCAUUUCACAAUUGGUGUUCUCCUUAAGCUCAAUUCUCCCAUGAAAAAUAUCCUUAGUUCUUUUCACUCUUUAACGGUCUCUCUUGUUUUUUGUCAUAAUCCUUCUUACUAUAUUGGCUCCAUUUUCUUCUGUCAUCUAACCCUGGUUAGAUUUUUCAUUUUUUUCAGUUUUAUUGAGCAGUUGUUUUUAAUUAGCGGGUUAACUCUUUUAGUAGAUACAGUAGUCUAUUCAAACUGAGAAGUACAAGCAUAAUCUAGUUCUCAAUAUUUUUAGGAAAAAAAUAAUCUUGGAAAGCUGUUUUCAGGCCAGAUUAUAAUUUAUCUGUACCUGUGGUAGUGGCCUUCCAGAUUCUGAAGCAAACAUCUUUCCCAUCACUUGAUACAAACCAUGAUUCAUGAUACAUUGCCAGGACAAAAAUUAUGAAAGCAAUAUCACAUUAUGGACUUUAAACCGGUUUUGGGCGAUAUAUUGCUCAGCCCCAAGACUAGGAAUUUAAUUUAGUGAUUUCUACAUGCAAAGCAUGUCUUCUGGGUCACUGAGCUGUUGCCCCUCCCCCCUUAGAAAUAUAAUUUCAUUAAAGUGGAAGUGUCUAACCCCUAAGAGGUUCGGCUGAUGGAAAGAGAUUUGUCCGUGACUCUCCUUUCAGCUUCAAGUAUGGGUGAGCAUCUGUACCUUUGUCUUCUGCGUCCACUUCUAAAACCUGUUCACUCUCCAAAGGAAGUCUGUUGGCUUUGCUCUGCCCAAAACAGAGCACAACUCAAAAUGCUAAUAUUUAUCAGUUUAAUAAUAAAUUUCCUAGUUCUUCACUAGCAGAUCCAGGGAAGGUUAAAGCAAUUCAAAAUUCAGAAUUAAAAACAUUUAAAAUAGUACAGUCUCAGGCUAGGGUAAAGAGGUAGCCCAAUGUGUUUCAGUCUAAAGGUUUCUUCAGAAAGGGAAGUUAGUGUCCCUGUUUCCUUUUCUCUUUCUUUUGGUGAUUGGCUUCGUAGGUACUUCCUAGUGUGUAUUUUUAUAGUUCUGAAAAGGGCAAGUUAUCCUGACUGUCUAUUGAAAAUAUUUGAUAUUUCUUAAUCUGAAGUAAUAGUGUUUGGAAUCAAAAAUAUAAGUUAUAAGCAACAUCUUAAAUGUAUUUCAACAUGCUUUGGAGUUACAACUGGUACAUGCAAGAAUAUCGCUACCAUUUGAUGUUGAGUUUGUUUUAACAAUCUCAAUUUACUUUUCUAAGCAAAAGGUUUAGAAAAUUAAAGGAGAAUGAAAAUAGAAAUAGUUUGGGGAAAGAGCCUUUCCCUUAUUUCUGAAAUGUGCCUGGACUGACUGAUUUAUCAAUCCACUGUUUUGUUCACAGGUCAAUACGGAAAUCCUCUAAAUAAACACAUAAGACAUUAUGAAGGCCUGUCAUAUGAUGUGGAUUCAUUACACCAAAAACACCAGCGUGCCAAAAGAGCAGUAUCACAUGAAGACCAAUUUUUACGCUUAGAUUUCCAUGCUCAUGGAAGGUAAGUAUCAGAUCAAGCUUAUUACUUUAUAUUCCUUAAAUUUCAUCAAAUAUAAAGGAAUGGUAAAGAAUUAACUUAAUAUUAACAUUGCAUUGUACUUAUAGUUAUGGUUCUUGGCUGUUGAAUUCCUUCAAGUUUUUCAUUCAAUGUGUAAAGGCACUUAGCACUUUGCACCUUUUUUCGGCAACCUGUUGGCUUCAAGACUUCAGGAACUGGACAGACUUUGACUAAUCUAGUUUACAGUCUGGGGCACAGUGAAAUCUCCUUUGUAUAUACAUAGCUGGUUUUUCAUCUGUUAAUGUUCAAGGCUGAGGUGCUGAAGGAAUGAAGGAUAAAUUGCUCCUUGCUGCAUACAUUUAUAAGCCAAUGCAGCUACAUUGUUUUUUUAAAAAAUAGCUGAAAAAAAUAACACGUUUGUUCUCUUUUCCUUUACUCUUGCUUUGCACACCACUAGCUCUGUUCUACUUGCAUUUACCAAAACUUUCAGAAGUUUAUCUUACAAAAUUCAAGUGAAUGUAAUUUUAGUGGAUAAUUGUUUGUGUAGAAACCGGUUGUGUCUCCAUCUAGCUCUUAAAAGUUGUAUAUUUAUAGUAUUUAGAAAUCGGUAGUUUAUUCCCAUAGUAGUAAUCCAGGGAUAGGGGACAUCUGACCUACAGAACAAACUUGAUCCACAAGGCAGUUUUCCUGUGACAGGUGGACUGGACAGCUUGACAUCAAUAUUAAAUGAAAAGCGAAAUUCAUUUUGGGAAAGCCUUUACUCUCUUGCGUGGUUCCAACUGUGAAUUUCCUCUCCGUUUUAUGGUCUGGGCCUGCUUUUCUGUUAGCUUAGGUUUUUUUAGUUAGAAUUACUAACAAGCAGAAGUAGAUGUAGGCCCAGCUAGUUAAUAGACCGGAUUACUGCAAAAGAGCUUUAUCCUAUACUUGGCUUCUUGCCGGAAAUGAAAGAGCAAAGAGAAAUUGCCCCGCUCUAACUAAUAAAAAUUUAUGGAUUUCUCCAAGAUUUCUGGGUUUUGGAGUGAGAAAAAGCUCGCUGCAAAUUGUCCUGCUUAGACCUGACUCCCCACCCCCAGUAUUUUGUCCCCUGCUUAUAAGAUUUUGCCAAGUGGUACUGUCUCUUGCAGCUUUAAUCAGAGCAGUAUUCCUAAUGUGUACUUCUAGGCAGGGGGCAGAUGUUUUCCUAUAAGUGGUUGAAAUAGGAAACCUAAAGAUUAUAAUAAAGGAAACUGGGAAUGCAUGGCUGCAGUACCAGAUGGUAUUUUGGGAUAAUUGGGCUACAUUGAUGGCCUAUGAAUAUCAAAGAAGGAAAGUAUUUAACAAGAUUCAGGAUGUUCAUUCUCACUCACACUCUUAACAGCUCAUGUUCUUGAGGUAUUUUUGUAAUUGAAUAUGGCCUGUAGCUUAGUAGUUGAGUACCUUGUUUGUAUGCAGAAGGUCCCAGAUUCAACACCUGGCAUCUUCAGAUAGGGCUUAGAAGAGAAUGCCAUCUGCAACUUUGGAGAACCCCUGCUGCCCAGUGUAGUCAGUAUUGAGCUGGAUGGACCCAGUUGUCUGACUCUGUAGAAGUCAGCUUUGUAUGUUCCUUUGUUUACAUUUAAGUUCUGUUGUCUUCCCUUUACAGACAAUUUAACCUUCGAAUGAAGAGAGAUAUGUCUCUCUUUAGUGAUGACUUCAAGCUAGAGAUAUCAGAUAAAGUACUUGAUUACGAUACCUCCCACAUAUAUACUGGGCACAUUUAUGGUAAGUUCAAUCAUUUUGUAUUUAAAAAGUUUGUUGUUGUCUUAAGUUAGUGAUAAAUCUGUUUUAAGUGUAAUAGUGAACAAUAGAUCAGGUCUCAAUAAUUGAAAUAUUUUUGGAAAGUCCACCUAAAAACUGCCUCUAAAAGUUGCAAGUAAUGUGGAUUUAAGCUGAAGUGCUCUCUUUCCAUUGGUUUUUUCAAAUCGCAUAAGCUAAAGCUACUUACCUCAGGCGAGCCUCACAUCUGGCCUACUGCCUUUAACUGAAGGUGCACUAUGUGUGCAUCCUGCCUGCAUGUAGCACCCCCUCACUGUUUUGACUGCACCCACUACUGGAGGACGACCUUCAGAAGAUUGGCUCUGAAGGAAGGUGGGCCUUGGGCUCAAAAAUAUUCCCAACUUCUGCAUGAGACCUUUGCACCAAUGGAGAAAAGGUGUAAGUCAUCUUUCAAAUUAAAGCCACUUCAGCAAUAUUUAGAUGGCCAAAGGUUUCUGAACUACAGCUGCCAUUAUCCCUGGCAAUUGGCCAUGCUUGCUGGGGUUGAUGGGAGUUGUCGUUCAGCAACAAAAGAAGGGCCAAAUAUUCCUCAAACCUGGAUUAAAUAAUUUAUUUGUAUGAAUUUAUAUGAAGUACCUUUGUUGCUUGUGUUAAAAUUCAAGCAUGGAUCCCUGUUAUGCCUUUGAAACUAAUAAAGCCACACAAAUAAAUGCAUAUAGCACAUGCUGCACUCACACACAUGCAGAUACUUUGCAUGUGUUUUUCAACCCUAGUUGUUGAAGGGUAAAUGAUCUUUAUGGAGAUACACCUAGGGAGGAUUAAGUGAUCAAUUGUUAUCAUGCAUAGAUGGAAUCAGGGCAAAGGUUUUUUAUAUAUAUAUAAAAAUUAGGAUCACACUACAUGUAUCAAUUGACCUACCAAUGCUAGGAUGUUUGCUUUUACCAAAAAAUAAAAAUAAAAUAAAAUAAUAAAAUAAAAAGAGUUUAUUGGCCAUUGUUAAUGUAGCUAUCACCUUCUGUACUUUCCUGCAUUUAAUUUCUUUCUGAUUGCACUGUUUACAGUUCUACCACCACUACCAGCUAUGUGUUUAUUUUCCUGUAACACUUGAAGGCAUCUGAAGAAGUGGACUGUAGUCCAUGAAAGCUUAUAUCAUAGUAAAUUUGUCAGUUCUUAAGGUGUCCCACAAUUUGUUGUUUAGCUAUAGCAGACUAACAUGACUUAACCCUUUGGAAAUUAUUAGAAAGGUUAUUAUUCCUUCAUAGCACAAAAAGUCAGCAAAUCAGUAAGUGGCUUGAUGGUGUCAGAAAUAUUGCAGGACAUCUUGUUUGCUAAAACUCAUUAUUUGUGUAUUGACAAAUAAUGUUCACAAAGCUAAUGUUACGAGUCUUUUUAUGGAUAAUUGAGACAUGUGUUGUUUUUUAAACUUUCGGAAUAAGUUUAGUCAACAUCUAUCAAAAAGACAUCCUUUUCAUUUUUCUGUGACUUUAAGGAAAAGGCUUGUUAAGAGAGUGGGAAUUUAAACAUUAAAGAACUGACCCUGCUAAUGAUGUUUUCACUAUUUAUUAAAACUAAUGAUAAACUGGAAUUGUACAGUUAUGUGCAGAAUGGUGUAUUACUUUUUUGACUGUUUGCCACCUGCUGAAAAGUGGUAAACAAUUUCAGCAAGAUUGGCCAACCGAACUAUUAUUUUCAGAGGUUAAAUCUGUGACAAAACCUCAUGGUAGAGGUUUUAUAAUAAGCUGGUUAAGCAUUCAUAUAAGGGUCACAUGGUAUUUAAUACAAUAUUUUUGAAGCAACUGGGAUAGCUCUGCAACUUUCCUGCUUUGAGCAAAGCAUGUUAAUGGUGGUUAAAGGAGAAGGCGGCUGGCAGGGGAGGGUAUCAGCUGUUUGCAAGCAUAGUUUAAGAAGCUUAAUUAUUGGUGGUUGAUGCCUGAGUAUGAAAACUGCCAGUGCACUAUUUUCUUUAAUCUUUUAUUUCUCCUCCAAAGGUGAGCAGGGAAGCUUUAGCCAUGGAUCUGUUGUUGAUGGAAGAUUUGAAGGAUUCAUUAAGACUCACACUGGGACCUUCUAUAUUGAACCAGCAGAAAGAUAUAUUAAGGACAGAGCCCUGCCUUUUCAUUCAGUCAUGUAUCACGAAGAUGAUAUUAGUAAGUAUUUCCGUUUAUCAUGUACCUUGAAAAUAAUCAGUACAGCACAAAUAUGUGCGACACUUGAUUUUUUAUGAAAGCAAACCACGUGAAAGCUGUUCCCAUACUCAUGUAGGCAUUCGCUGUUGUGCUACUGUGUAAAUAUAUGAUAAAAACCAUAAAUCUCUGACUGCAAGUGUGGGGAUGACAGAUGCCUAAGGGCUAACUUAUGGUGGGGUACAAACAACAACAGCAACAACACCACAUGGGAAGUGAUAUUACACAUAUAUCCUUGGUCUGGGAUACCAAAGUGUUAGGGAAUGCAUGUAACUGAAGAGUGACAUCACAGCUAUAAAUUGCCAUAGGUAUGUUGCCUUGGAAUGUUAUAUCAGAUGUGUUUCUUAAGCAAUAACUAUUAGUAUCAUACAAGAUAAAGGGUGGGCAAGACCUGCACAUAUUUUGUAGGUUUUGCAGAAGCAAUUUUCCUUAGUAUUUUAAUUUAUUGGAUGUGUUGCACUGGCUGUCAGUCUCUGAAAUUAAAUGUGUGGCUUAGCAGUUCUAGUGAUUGUCCGUGUCUUGAGGAUAGCAUUAGGGAAUCUUGGAAGGACUUCUGCCAGCAAUAAAGCUUUCCUUUGUUGUGUUCUGCUCUCUGUCCCUUUCCAUGACCCCUUUGUUGUCUUAAAAAAGGACCAGCCUAGUCUCUUCAUUAGGGAGGACAAAUUGGUGCUAGUGUAUGCUGGGGCCAUUGCUCUGGCUCCUGCCAACUUUGGUUAAAAAGCUAUCUGUUCAGGCAGUGUGCCAAGAACUUCUGGGUUCAAGUGAAAGGAAUGGGUAGUACAUUUCUUGAGAUCAUAUUAUGGAAAAUCAGUAGCCCAAGUUGAUAAGGAUAAUUAAGAAGAUAUAGCCAAACAUAGUUCAAAUCAGCUCCUAUCUUCCACCUUCAUCAACUUCUCUGUUGUCUCUGCUUUUUAUUAAAGCUUCCUUGAGGUUCCUGUUUGUCUUCAGUUACCUCUUCUUCUGGGAUCCCUUACCUCAGAUUCCUUCACCUCCUUACCUCAGAUUCCUUCCCAGUUCACAGCCUUCUUUGCAAGGCCUCUGCCCUUAAAGUCUGUAUUAGUUUCUAAUCUCAGGCAUUUUCACCUCUCCUGGAAAGUGCAUGACCAACAUUCCAUCAGCUUUGAGCUUUAGAAUGUUUAUGAACAGCCCUUGCCAUCCCAGCAGCUUAGUUAAUACUGUUAGUCUUCACUCAUGAGCUCAGAUACAUAAUACAAUCAACAACCAAAAUUUUCAUUGCACUGUUCUCAUUUUGCAACUGGCAACGGACCUUUUGAGAUUGGUUGGAGAUGUCCAGGAUCCACCUUUGUGCCUAGCAUCUCCAGCUGCCUGUCUGCUGGGCACCACUCUGCCCCGCAAAACACCUGAUUCGCCAAGCAGAGCAGCUGCAAAAGUCUCUCUCUCCCCCUCUCCCUCUCCCGAAAGGGCUGGGUGGGCUCUUCACAGCUGCUGAGCUGGCCGGUUCCAUAAGUUUGAGCCGGCAGGAAAGAGGGCACUAUCCUGGCUGGUUUACUUCAGCUGCCUAGAAGGAAAAGGAAAGGCGUCGAAGGGGAGUUUUAUUUCUCUCUCUCUCUCUGGGAGAUUUUCUUCUCAGCAUGCUGUGGGAUUAAAAUGGCCAGAACUUUAUUGAAUUCAGGUGUAGGUAAGCCUUGGCAUAGGCCAGGCUUCCUCAACCUCGGCCCUCCAGAUGAUUUGAGACUACAAUUCCCUGCUAGCUAGGGAUCAUGGGAGUUGUAGGCCAAAAACAUAUGGAGGGCCAAGGUUGAGGAAGCCUGCUAGGCAUUGGGCGUUUGUCACUCUCCGCCCCCUGCUGAGGUUCUGAGGCAUGACAGGGUCAGUUAGGGGAAGAAGGGUCCAACGCAAAAUGCGAAUUUAUGCUGCCGGACCCUCUCCAAUUUGCUGAAGGGAGCUCUGUGGCCUUUCCUCCAUGCACUUCUGACACUUGGACAGACUCCCCUCAUGACCCCUCUUACCCUGUUAUUGCCACCGCCCUUCCUUGCUUUCUUCCUUCCCGAUCACAGCAGCAGCGAGUCUUGCAUUAACAAUGGAGAUGUGGGGGGCUUUGGACAGGGAAGUGAGCACUCACUUGCUCUCUGAAGAGCUCAACAGCUAUUCUUGGGAUAGCAGUGCCUUGAAAUCUUUUUAGAGAGAGGGGGAAAGGGGAGGAGAAGCUGGAGCCUUUGAGGGGAGAGAGAGCCAGGAGCAGCCACUUUGCCUUGAGAUCUCACAUCAGUACAGGCAAAGAAUUUUUCUCAGCUGCAGAACCUCCCCCACCUUUACAUCUAACCCAACUAUACCUACUCUGCUAUUAGUUUAGCAGCUGGAUUGGAAGCAAAGUAUGGAAUUGGCAAGGCUACAAAGGAGAGGUAGAGAUAGAAGAUACUACUGCAAACCCAAAUGUAUGGGAGCAAAACAGCUUGAUGUUCCUGUUUAGGACAUUCAUUUUGGAAAACUAGUUUUUAUACAAACAGACCACCUUGACGGUGUCCAUCAUUUUGUCUGAGGUUUAUCAGAUCAAAUUCAGCUGACAGAGAAUAAAGUGAAUUUAGUGAGUGAGUGAUUGUGAGAAGUCUUCUAUCCUGUGCUUUGAGGCACUCUACACUAUGGGAAGGUAACAAGACAGGCAUCAGCUGAGAAGAUUGUUUGAGAUAGACAAAAUAUGUAUUUCUAAUGGAUGAGCCUGUUGGUUGCCGGAUCUUUCAGUUUUUGGCAGGAAUAUCCUUUUAGCGGCUUUUCAGGCACAACAAUGCAACAUAUGUUUAGCAUCACAAUGAAGUCUUAUUCAGAGUUUAAACAAAAGCCUAUUCUGCAAGUGGGGAUCUUCUUGUCCACUUUCUACAAAGCCCUUUGUCCAUGUUGCAGUGAAAUUGGUGGCCAGUAAAAGGUGACCUUUCUAUUCUAAUUUCAAAAUAGGGUGAACUAUUUUAGAUUCUUACUCUUGGAUCUUGAUUCAUACUUUUUAUGUGACUGAUGUUAAAUAUGUAAGUGAUAACAUAAUUUCUUUUUAAAAAAUCCUUUCUAUUCUGUUUCAAGAUGAAUUGUCUUCAUUAACUAGUACUCGUUCUUUGCCGUAAGCCAGUGGUUUUCAACCAGUGGCGCGGCACCCUGGGGUGCAUUGAAUGAUGGUCAGGGGUGUCAUGGGCAAUUUUCCUUCUCCCCCCCCUCCUCUAAUGCCCUCUCCAAUCUCUGCCUCCCAAAGGCUUGCACAGCUGUUUGUUGCAGCAGCCCUUCUGCCACCCAAGAUAAGGUACUGUGCUUAUGUUCACCUUUGGCCAGUCUCUGUUGGGCCACUAAAGCUGGGGGCAUCCUCUGCCCAAGCCCCUGUGGGGUAGCAGGAGCAGACACCUCUUUGGGGGGGCAGCUCAGAGACCAGGGGUGGCUGCAGCGGCUGCCCAGAGGACUCCCGAGGAGAGGAAAGGAGGCUGAGGGAGGGUAUUCAAAAAAGGAAAAGAGGCUGUCAGCUCUGCAGGCAAGGAGUGAUAUAACUGGGCUCCUGAGCACCACAGGGGUGUUGCAGAAAAAAGAUAGUUGGUCAAGGGAGUUGUGGACUCAAAAAGGUUGAAAACCUCUGCUGUAAAGUUGUGUUACGAAAUGCAGAAAUCACUGACAAUUUUCUCGUAGAGCAAGAUUUGCAGUUUAAUCAUGGCUUUUUAAUAUACUAUUGGUGCUAAAUAAAUGGUGGGUGGUAGGAAAUGGGACUGCUUUGGGGCUUGUUGGCACAUUUGAUUAUACCCCCUUUUCUUUCAUAUGUUCAGAUCAGAAUUAAAAGCUGAUAAUACAAUCAGAAUUGUAGAGUUGGAAGGGACCCUGCGGAUCAUCUACUCCAACCCCCUCCAAUGCAGGAAUAUACAGCUGUCCCUUAUGGGAAUCGAACCUGCAACCUUGGCACUAUCAGCACCAUGCUGUAACUAAGCUACCCAGCUGAAGAAAGUUUAAAGAGAAAAGAAACUAUCUAGCAGUAGAUCUAGAUCAGCACCCAUUCGAAGCUGUGAUAUUAUGAAGAAAAUAUUGAUUAAUUGGUCAAAUUGCAAAUGCAAAAGCUGGUAUAUAUCUAAUUUUAGCAUUAAGUAGUACUUUGUUAAAUAUUUUCUAAAAAUAGCUUGACUGAAUCCUUCCCCCACCAAGUGCCUUGGAUUUGCUUUAUAUAGGAAUGCUUGUUUUGUUUGUUAUGUCAUAGUGUUUCUUAAUACAUACCAGGAAAAUGAAAUAAGUCAUAAUAUAAUACAGUGAACAGCAUUCUUGUGAAAUGAUAUUUUUAAUGAGAGAAGAUGUGCAUACUGGAGCUUUCAAAUUCUAUUUUUACUACUUUAACUGUAUUUCACCUUACUGUAGAGGAUUGCAGUUGGGAAAAUAGCCACCUGGAAGAUUGUGCUUGUUGAGACUAGAUUUGGUCUCGUGACAUUAAAUCAUGUCUCAGAUCUACAACCAUGUUUCAAGACAGAAAAGCUCCCACUGAAAUCUGGGCAUUUUGCAUAAAAAUUCAAUUUCCCCUGAGCUUCAAGAUCCAAGGUUAGGGGCAGGAAUGCAUUGAAUAAGGUGAAGUGUGUCCUGCUGAACUCUGUGCAAAUGUGACCACACUGUUUUUUGCAUCAUCGUAUAGAGUAGUAAUGGUGACGCAAGUAACCUCCGGCCCUAGAAGUCAUAGAUGAUGUGUAUAUUAUGUAUUAUAGCAUCAUUUACUUAAUUGGGAUGAAAAAAAUAAACCCCAAAUUAAUAUAUAUUGCUUCUCCUUCUUUGACUGAGUUCAGGUCCAAACGAACACAUGAGUAAUGCCAGUGUUCUUCUAGAGCAUGAGUUAGGCAUCUUACUGAAGGGCUGGCUAACCUUGCAGACGCUCCUGGACUACAACUCCUAUAAUGCCUGGCUGUAUUUUUUAAAUUUAUUAUUAAAUUAUUAUUUUUUAUUGGCUAUGCUGCUUCUUUGCCUCAAGAAUGCUACCUGAGAGCCAGUCAGGGUAUAUUACCUGGUCACUGAACUCCAUGCUCUGGUAACCUCCCAGUCAGACUUCGCAAUGUGCACUAUGUGGGGCUGGCCUUGAACAUGAUUUGUCAACUUCAUCUUGUCUAAAAUACUGUGGCCAUGUGAUCAGCUGGGGUUUCAUGUAAAAUGUACAUUAUCUCUGUUUUGAAACAGCUGUAUUGGUUGCCAGUUAGUUUCUGAGCCCACUUCAAGAUGCUGCCAUAAAGUGCUAAAUUACUCAGGCCCCAAAUAUCUGAAGAACUACCUCUUUCUUUAUGGAUUCUGUCAGAUGUUAAUAUGUGCAGAGAGGGCCUACUUGUUAGUUUCAUUGCCCUCAAGAAUCAUGGGGAGGGGGUUGCAGCCCAGGAGGGGGCAUAAUGGGUGAUCGCUCCUAGUGUCAAGCAGUUUUCAUUGUUUGUUGAAUACACCCCCUUUACCUUGGACUUUGACAGAUGAGAUUUUUGUGAGGCCACCUGUAUCGCCUUAUACAUAUCUUUUGGUUUGUUUAAAUUCCUUUAUUAGCUUCCUCUAGACGAACCAUGAGCUUGUAACCAAAGUCUGCUUUAGAGUUUACAGUUCAUGGUCUUGUCCAUAGUGAGACAAACCACAAGCCAAAAAAAAUGGAUAACAUUUUAAAGCGAAACCAUGGCUUAACCUCACAGGAGGUCCAGAGGAGGAGCACAGUAUCCACACACACUCACAUUUAUAGUAAACCAUGUUAGUGUUACAUGUGAAUGAGUCCUCUACUUGUGCAACCUGCUGGUAGCAGUGGCAUUUGGGCCUAAUUAUUGCUCAUAUCAGUAAUAACAAAGUUGCAGCUGGAGGCACUAUUUAACAUUAGAAAACAGUUUGUAAAUAAUUGCAGCCUUCUUGUGAGCAUGCGGUAUCAAACCAUGAACAUCUCUUUGUUGGCUCCUCUUUGUACAUACCUACUACCUGAUUCUUCUGUGCCUCUCCAGUAUGCAAGCUCUUAAACGCUGCAUAGUCAAAACUGACAUAGUCCUAAUAAGGACUGACAUAGUCCUAACUGUUCAUUGGCAUUAGUUAACUCUUUCCCCCCUUUUUAGUUACUUUGAAAUCACUGUAAUCUUAAAAUAGGAUUUGUUUGUUUUAAACUUGGAGGGAAAUGGAUAUCUUAAGUUCAAAAUGGCUUAUGUGGGAAGCAUCCAGAUUGUCUUCACUAAAAAGAUUUGAUAGUAACUUACAAGUAUUAGGCAGAUCUGUCACUAGUUUCAUAAUUAAGAUCCAACUAGUCACUUGCUUUGUGUUCUAGGAUACCCACAUAAAUAUGGACCACAAGGUGGCUGUGCAGAUCAUUCCGUAUUUGAAAGAAUGAGAAAGUACCAAAUGACUGGUGUAGAAGAGCCCAUGAGCCAGGUAUAUAAAUAUAAUCAUUUACUCCUGACCCCCACUACUCCGUAUUAGGAUGCUCAUAGCUUUGUAAAGGAACUUACACUCUUUAGCCAGAAGCCAAAGAGCUGUUUACUGUAGCCAUGACCAAGGAUCAUGCCUUGUGAUAACUAUGUCAUUAUUGCAGACUCUCCCCCUUCAGUUUCAAAAAGGAAUUGAUAUAUGUCAUAGGAGGACUGUAUGAGAAAUACAAGCUCAAAGAACCCUUGAUGGCACAAAACUAGUUAAACUGUUACUUGGAUCUGAAUCAUAUUACCUGAUAAUGCAGUUUACAUUAAAUUUCCUGAAGCUUUACAGUCAAGAACAUGGAUACCAUUAAGCUAAGUUGAUUUAUUAGGUUUUCUGAUUUUGAUUAAAAGUUAAUUGCAGCUUUUAAGAACAUUUUAAAUACCUGUCAGUAGCAGGCCUAAAAACUUGGCUGAAAAUUUCCUCAGGCUGCAGAAAUGUGUCUUUUUUCAUUGAAACUUCAUUCAUGCAUUCAGCUGGCUCAUGAGCUAUUUUAUUUCCUCUUAGUCCUUAGAUAAACUUUGCAUGUGCCAGAUUAAUUGGAGGCAAACAUUUUUAAGAGCCAAGUCACUGUGCCAGUACGUAUGGUAAUAGGGGAAUGUGGCUGGAUUCAAGCAACUGUAAUUGUGGACAGUGCAGAGAUGUGUCAGACCACUCUCUCACUAAAGAGGACAGCCAAGUCCUGCAUGAUGGAGGAUAGAAGCUUCGGUGUUGAACACAUCUUUGCAUAUUACUGCAUCAGAAUUUAUCAGCCAAUACAAAUUGUUAGUCACCACUUGCCCACAGAUACCUUCUACGUGUUGGAGCCCUGCUUGAUUUGAAGGUUCUUAACAGGCCUUAUUUUCUCUCAUCCUUUCCCGCCCCCCCCUCCCCCGUUUUUAAUGCAGAUUGUCACUAUUGUGUUACAGUGCAUAACGUUUUUCGUUGUGUGUAACUGAGGCUGCAAUCCUAAUCCUACUUACCCAGGAGUAAGCCCCACUGAAUUCAAUAGGAUUUACUCCUGAGUAGUCAUGGUUAGGAUUGUGCUGUUGGUCUCUGUAUUCUUUGAACUGGAAGGCUGUAUAGAAGUGUUAUUUAUCUAUAUUGCUAAGCUCCUUGGCUUUGUGUGCUACAGCAAAGUUCAGAGGAAUCUGCCAAUCAUGGCCCAGAGCUUUUAAGAAGAAAACGAGCUGCUCAAGCUGAAAAAAACACUUGUCAACUCUAUAUUCAGACAGACCACCUAUUCUUUAGAUAUUAUGGAACAAGAGAAGCUGUGAUUGCGCAGGUAAGUGUUUAAGCUAUUGCUUCAAGUGAGAGUUUUCUUUUAAAGGAGGUGAAAGGAGGAUGUCCUUUAUGUAAAAAGUCAUCUUAAUGUACAACUGCCUACAUUGUUCUUUUCUGGGAAAUUGUCAUGUAUACAACUUUUUGCACAACACAUAAAAAGGACAUUGUCAGCAACAGAACCUAUAGUUACUUGUGGAUGUGCACUAUGGGUAUUUAUGUAUCUCUAGAACGUACGAUAAAUGCCCAUGCAGGGGGUGGACCCUGAAAUUUCCCUGGGAUGUGGUAGAGCACAUGCUUCUUAAUAUACAAAAGGUUCCAGGUUCAUCUCCAGGUAGGAUUAGAACCCUAGAGCAACAGCCUGUUAUUUUGUACUGCUUUUAAUAGUUUUUAAACUGCUUUUAUAUUGCUGUACAUGGCCCUGACAUAUUUAUGAGGGUGGUACAUAAAUACUUCUUUAAAUAAAGAAGUAAAUGAACCAAAUGAAUCAAUGGUUUAAGGCAGCUCCCUUGACAUUUUGCCUCUCAGAGAACUACAUGCACAGAUCUUUAACCUUCUUCUGUUUCAGAUUUCCAGCCAUGUUAAAGCAAUUGACACAAUUUACCAGUCAACAGAUUUCUCAGGAAUCCGAAAUAUCAGUUUUAUGGUGAAACGAAUAAGAGUAAGUACUCUGUAAUUUAAUUUUUAGAAUUUCUGUUCCUUGCAAGCUCUAGCUAACUUAGCCAUUCCUGCUAAAUAAAGUGUUUUCAGUUGCCUAUUAUUUAUUCCAGUAGUCCAGUGCUGGUGAACAUACUGUUAAUUCUUACCCUAUUUACACUAAUGGAAUAAAAGAUGUGGAGGCAACUUUUGAAUCUUCGCUACAAAUGAAACCAGCAACAAAAUGUUGCAUUGAGAAAUGUUCUUGGUCAGGGUGCCAGCCAGCCAUACCUCUUCCAGACUACCCAUUUCAUUCCUCCUCCCGCAGCUUGCCAUCCUCCCCCAAACACAUUCAGUCUUCCAUAGCCGCAGAGCAGCGUGAAGUUCUUCCCUCUUGUGUGUGGUACCAUUUUGACUAACAUAAGCAUUGAGAUUCUCCUCCAAAUUCCACUAAUAGAGGGGUGGACUGAGUUUCUGAAAAUCUCAAGGAAAAUCAGUUGGUGAAAUUAGAUUAUUUACUAAGAAGCCCUGCCUAGUAUAGUGGAGAAGUUUUGGACUUUGCAUUUGGGUCUGAAUACCUGCUCAGCUUUGGAACCCGCUGGUGGGCUUAGACCUAGUCACUUUGUCUCAGAGAGAUUAUAUAAUGGAAUAUUAAUAAUUUAGUGCUCAGACUUGAUGACAUGAAAAACAAACCUUACGGGUUUGAGAGCAAUAAGAGGCAAAUGUUAUUUCUUUCCACCCUUUCUUAAGUGUAUGAUAGGCUGUCCGUGUGUGCAGAGUGAUGUUGACAAUCUGACACUCAGAUUUAUUUAUUUUUUUAGUUUCAAUCUUUCAUUCACUUGUUUCCAUGACCUCCUCACACCUCCCCUUUUGUAUUCCACUUAUAUUAGUUGUUUCAGCAAUUCCUUUCCAUCUUCCUCUGCUUUCUAUCCUAUAAUUAUCUUAACACAUUUUGACCUUAUUUUCCCCUUUAAUUCUCUAUUAAUCUAUUUAUACUUAAUUCCUUAUAACAUUUCUGCUGAAGCCAUAUAACUUCAUUUCAACAUUUUUCUAACAUUCAUUGAUUUUACAAUAUUUCUGUAAAUAGUCUUUAAACUUUUUCCAAUCUUCCACCGACUCUUCUCCCUGGUCUCGGAUUCUGCCAGUCAUUUCCGCCAAUUCCAUAUAGUCCAUCAACUUCAUCUGCCAUUCUUCCCGGGUGGGUAAAUCUUGUGUCUUCCAAUACUUCGCGAUGAGUAUUCUUGCUACUGUUGUAGCAUACAUCCUCUGACACUCAGAUUUUGGGUGUGAUAUUUUAUCUCCAUUUUCUGGCCAAUAUAAAUUUUAUGCCACUCCAUCUGUACUAUUGGGUGAUGGUAUUGAGGCCCUGAAGCUUUCCUAUAACUGCAAAUGUUCUUUGAUUCCAAUUACAUUUUCCCUUAGAGUUCAAGGAAUUUCUCCUCUGCAUUUGCUUCCUCUUUGUUUAAAUUUACUAGCCCCUAGGAAUUGGAGUACAUCUGUUGAGCUUAUUACAUUGUUACCAUUUACUUGUUGUCCUUGGGUGGUGAUUAAAGCAGUUCCUUGGCUCUUGGCAAAUAAUCUUUUCUCUGGUCCUGUGUCACUUCAUACCAUGCCUCUUAAUGACUGCAACAUCAAGCCACAAAUUGCAUGUGUUGAACUGCUUUUGCAGAUCAAGCACCACAGAGUUUUCUUUCCCCCUCUCAAUGCUUUUCAGUGGGUACUGUUCAUAUAAUUCAUUUCUGAGUCACUGAAUGUUAAACUGGUGAGAUUGAGUAAUGUAUAUUAUUAUAUCUGUGAAUCAGUCUUUUGCAGUGUGGAUUCUUACAGUGAGCAUAGGUUACAUAUUUGAAAAGCUGCUACUUGGCUAGCAAGAGUUAUUUGACACCGCAGAACCUUUUCUUUUAGAUCAACACUACUCAAGAUGAAAAAGACCCUACCAAUCCCUUCAGGUUUCCAAAUAUUGGUGUGGAGAAAUUUUUGGAACUCAAUUCUGAGCAGAAUCAUGAUGACUAUUGUUUAGCCUAUGUGUUCACUGAUCGUGAUUUUGAUGAUGGUGUCCUUGGCUUGGCUUGGGUUGGAGCACCUUCAGGUAAAAAAAAAAAAAGUUUAUGUUGCUUGAGUGAAGUAUAGAGGGCAUCUUGUGUGUUUAAGAUCUUAAGAUCAAGACCAAUCUGGCAUCUCCAGUUAAAAUGAUAUCUAUUAGCAAGGAUAUCUAUUUACCUGUAUCCUGGAGAGCUGCUGCCUGUCAGUGUUGUGGCAAUGGCCUGGCUCUAUACACAGAGUUCCAUCAUGGCCAAAAUUCUUAAAUGGUUGUGUUGCCUAGUUUAAAUGGUUAAACUCCUAGUGUUACUGAAAGGCAGCAUACCUUGCUACCUGGCAGGCUUGCCUGACUGAGGUGAUACUUCUUUUCACUUAUACUACGUAGUUGUCAUGUGCUCCUUACUCUCACAAGAGUAUAUGAGGCAAAGGAGAUUAACUUCCACCCUACAGCUGAAGUGUUGAAAUAAAUCUUAACCAGCCAGAAAAAAAGUUACAGCUUUUCCUAACCUGAUGACCUCCAGACAUUUUGGACUACAACUCCUAUCAGCCUCAGCAUCAUAUGGCAGUGCUGGCAGCAGCUGAUAAAAGUUGUAGUCCAAAAUACCAGGAGGGCACUGUGUUGGGGAAUUCUAUGCUAGACAAUACCAGAACAACUGCCAUUUGGUAUCAUCAGUGCCCAUUUAAACUGUGUACAGUGGAACCUCUGGUUAUGUACCAUCCUCCUUACUUUGGGUAACGAGCUCCGCUAACCUGGAAGUAGGUGUUCUGGGCAGCAAACUUUGCCCCGGGAUGCGAGUGGAAGUCACAUGGUGGCAGUGGGAGGCCCCAUUAGCAAAAGCGUGCCUCAGGUUAAGAACGGUUUCGGGUUAAGAACGGACCUCCGGAACAAAUUUAAGUACAUAAACAGAGGUACCACUGUAGUAUAAAGGGAAGAGUCUUGCUUUUCAAUUAAGUGUCUAAAGCUGCCCUCAUUGCAGUUAACCAAAGUGGAAGGAUCAUCUAGCACAGUCCAAGGCUAGAAGGAUGUGAAACUCAAACUAAUUUCAAAAACCCUUUGCAAGCAGUCAGUUCAAACCUUUGGCAAGAGUGGCCAGUCCAUUCUGCAACAGUCUCUGGGAUACAGAGGAAGAGGAAAGAGAAGGCAGUAGUAGAAUGAUAGACUACAAGUUGUUUUUCCCACUGCUAACUGUAGCCCAUUGACAGAAGACAGGUUGCCUUGCUCAUGUCUGGUCUUUGGAUAGAGGUAACUUCGCUUGUUUACUACUUAAUGUCCAGGUUCUGCCUAAGAGCAAGUGGCAAAGCAGAUCUGCUUCUGUUUCAAUGGGCUUAGGGAAAGGCUAUAGUUCAGGGGCAGAGCACCUGCUUUGAAUGCAGAAUAUCCCAGGUUAAUCCCAGCAUCUCUUAUGUAGGGCUGCGAAAGGCCCUGUCUGAAACCGGAGACUUACUGCCAGUCAGUGUGUAGACAAUACUGAGUUAGAUAAUUGGCAUAAGGCAUUAUCCUGUAGUCCUUUUCAGGCAUUGUCAUUAGGAUUUUCCUUUUUGUACUUAUCCAAGUCACCUUCGGGGAGCAAGCCUUAAACAGGAGAAUGUCUUUUGAACUGAUUAUGGUUUGAACUCACUAACCACUAUACAGGUGACUUAUGGGUGUUUCACUUCAGGGCAUUUAGGUGCAUGAAAUACACUUUAGGGCAUUUCUCUACACAGCAUUUGGAUGGCAAAAAUAACUUCUUUUUUAAGCUGCUUUGGGAGUCAAUAUUGACUGAAAAACAACAUAUACAUUAAUGAGUAAUGUAUAGAAGAAGGAGUGAAAAUUAUCAACCUUAUCCUUCUGCAAAUAUCAUUUUUAAAGCCCACAGACGGCUGGUUAUUUUGGCAACUUGCAUUAUUUUUCUGCAGACGUAACAUAGCCCCUUCCUCAAAAACAAACAAACAAAACCUUCGAGAGACUACUGUUAACCUCUGCAUACCACAAUUUAUGUUAUUUUCAGGUCACAACCUAUCCCACCAUCCUAUUAAAAUUCCUGUUGAUCAGUAGUUUCAUCUUCAGGAAGACAAUUUUGGAUAACUGGUAACUCAGAAGUGGGUGUGACUUGUCUAACUGAUAUUUUUGUCUUUGUGGUUUCAACCCAAACUUCCCGAAGAACAGUUGGUCUGUAAAUAUACUCUUAAGAAUGAGUCAUACUGCUUGCUGAGAUAAGCAGAUAUUCUUAGGCUAAGUACUUUGCAACAGCAAAGUGUGCUAUUUAAGCACUUGAACUGUAGCACUUGGAAGAAUCACAGUUUAAGAAGCACAUAUUUGAGGACCUCAAGAAUUUAUAGUCUACCCCUGCAAGUGCAUGUUGACCUCCAUAUAGAAUAGACUGUUGGCCAUUGGGGGUUGCAGCUGAGGGUGGGAAAAGUUUGUGGCUUUGUCUCUGCCCCACUCCGUCUCUCUCUGAAAGCCAUAUGAAAGGCUAAGGGUCACAUAAGGGCUGCAGGUUCUCCUCUCCAGUAUAAGAUAAAACUUUUUUUCCUCACUGAGGCAUAGUUUGUAGCCCCCCCCCAAAAAAAAUUACUUCUCCUGCUAAAAUCCUAAGAUCAUAGAGUCGUAGAGUUGGAAGGGACCACAAGGGUCAGCUAGUCCAACUUCCUGCAAUGCAGGAAUGUGGGGCUCAAACCCACAAACCUGAGAUUAAGAUUCUCAUGCUCUACUGAUUGAACUAUCCCAGUUGUGAGACCCUUUCCAAACUUGGUGACAGAGUGGAAGGCCAGUGAUACAUGCUGGAGCAAAGAAUCAAAACUUCAAAUAGAGCCUGAAUGGAAUGAUAGGAUUGUGGAAAGUGGUCAUAGGAUCAUGGAAAGCUGCCUUGCACUGAAUGAGACCACUGGCCCAUCUAGCUUGGCCUUGCCUACACUGACCAGCAGCUGCUCUCUAAGGCAGGCUUCCUCAACCUCGGCCCUGCAGAUGUUUUUGGCCUACAACUCCCAUGAUCCCUAACUAGCAGGACCAGUGGUCAGGGAUGAUGGGAAUUGUAGUCUCAAAACAUCAGGAGGGCCGAGGUUGAGGAAGCCUGCUCUAAGGUAUCAGCCAAUUCGUAGGAAAAACUCACUGUGUCAGUUUGUUGUUCUGUGGCAGAAGUUCUGUGUUGGAGAUUAUUCAAAACGAUACUAGAGGUGGGGUAGUAAUGUUACAUAAACUAAAGCAGUUCCUCACUUAACCCCAAGCAAUGAAAUGUCCACUUAAGUAAAGUGUGGAAUGUGCCAGAAAUUUGAACUUCUGAUGGAAGGGAAUGCUUUGCAGGGGAUUAAACAUGGCCAAUAAAUCUGCCUGUCAUUCACUCUUUGCACAAAGAGCUUUGUUACAGUUGCUCCUUGCUAAUUGUGCCAGAAUAUAGGGUGAGAUGUUUUGAUAUCAAAAGUAAUGGCGAGAAAAGCUCUAUUGUGGCAUUUUCUUAGCUGGAAUAUUUAUUCAUAGCUUUCUAGUGAAUCUAGAAUAAUCCCCUUUUAAAAUGCUUUUGCUUAAUUUUAACUGCAGGGAGCUCUGGUGGUAUAUGUGAAAAGAGCAAGCUUUAUUCUGACGGCAAAAAGAAAUCCUUAAAUACUGGCAUCAUCACAGUACAGAACUAUGGUUCCCACGUCCCUCCUAAGGUCUCUCAUAUCACCUUUGCACAUGAAGUUGGACAUAACUUUGGUUCUCCAGUAAGUAUGAGUGUUACAGCUGCAUUCCUAGCUAGCCCUGCUUCUACAGCAGAUUAGGGGUACCCAAGAGUUGUGCUGAAAUCCUCCCCUCCUGUUUUGUGUAAAUAGAACUGAUGUGAGUUGUGCUUCUCGCAAGUUAACAGUUUGUUGCCUUGACUCUUGAACGUGGGCAAUCAGGAAUUAUCAUACUUUCACAGUGCACGUAUGACCUUGUGCAACAGAGCAAAUGCUUCUCUCUCUCUCUCUCUCUCUCUCUCUCUCUCUCUCUCUCUCUCUCUCUCUCUCUCAGAGAAAUGACAUUUUAGAGCCUUUGCUAUGGCAUAGUUGAAAGAAUACUGCCUUGUUCCUAUACAGUUUGGCCUUGUUUUUCACAGCCUGCAGGGUCACAUGUGCUAGCAAGCUUCUGCAAGAUAGAUGUUAACAAGGACUGAACUCUGCUUUCCAAGAACAUGUCCUUUGCAAGCUUCAGUGAAAUUACUAGGACUUGUGUGAGAUGUGGCAGGAGUAGUUUGCAAUAACCAUGUGGAAUGUGCUGUUUGUAUAAAUACAAAGGCGGACACACUCUCUUGUGUGGACACAGUUAUUGCAACUUGACUUGCUAAAAUGUAAGCAAUGAUAUAUAGUCUGGUUAACAUAAUGUGGAGAAUCCAUUUCUUUGUCCUGGCUUUUGAUAGUGUUAAAUAUAACUCUUAUCACUUAUGCCAAAUGUUUAAGAAAAAAUUGCCACGUCUCUUAUGGUUUAUGUGACUAGCUUGUAGUGAUACUGAACACCUUCCACUGGGAUAUAAAACAUGUUGGGAUUAGCAAUGCCAAUUUAUGCUGAACUUGGAGUUUGGAUGCUCAAAGCACUUUGAAAUAUUAAAAUGUUUUUUGCUUUCAUAGAAUUAUAGAAUUGGAAGAGUCAUAGAAUCAUAGAGUUGGAAGGUGCCCAUGGGUCAUCUAGUCCAACCCCCUGCAAUGCAGGAAUCUCAGCUAAAGCAUCCAUGACAGAUGUCCAUCCAACCUCUGCUUAAAAACCUCCAAGAAAGGAGAGUCCACAAGCUCCCAAGGGAGAAUGUUCCACUGUCAAAUAGCUCUUACUGCCAGAAAGUUUUUCCAAAUGUUUGGUUGGAAUCUCCUUUCUUGUAACUUGAAGCCACUGGUUUUAUCUAUUGCUAGAGUGGUUUGUUGUGGUUUUAAGUCUAAAUUUUACUUCAGUUGGUGCUCAGACUGUUCAUAUUGUGCAGAUAAGGGGAUAACAUAUUGGUUAUUAAUGGAUAGAAACAAUCUAUUGAAUGUAAGAAAAAUAUAAUAUUGCUUAUGGGUGCUGGUUGGUGAAUGUUCUAUGAAAAGUUUCCAAGUUAAUUCCAGGAAAACUGGCUGCAAAUAUAAUUUCUCCCUAACCCUGCCUGCCUCUUAUCCUGGGGACAUUCACUCCUCCACUAACACUAUUACUGUAAAGCUGCCUUUAAGACAACAGAAAAUUAAACCGAGAAUUAUCUCUCUUGCAGCAUGAUUCUGGAACAGAAUGCACUCCAGGAGAGUCUAAAAACUUGGGACAGAAAGAAAAUGGCAAUUACAUCAUGUAUGCAAGAGCAACAUCUGGGGACAAACUUAACAACAACAAAUUCUCUAUCUGUAGCGUUCGGAAUAUCAGUCAAGUUCUUGAAAAAAAGAGAAAUAAUUGUUUUGUUGGUAGGUCGAUAAUUCAUCCAUGUUUUUUUGGGGGGGAGGGUGAUAUGGGAAUAGGGUAUCAGUAUGAAAUCUAGACAGUCUCAAGACUCCCCAAUUUGUCAUUUUUGAAAAUUUCACUGGCCAGUUGUCCCUCCAAUAGAUAAAAAAGAAAGCCAAGCAAAACCAAGCAAGAACCUUGCUUGUCACCAAUAAACUACAGCUCUGCUUGUUCACAAGUGUCCCACCCCCUAGCUCACACAGAUGCUAUUUUUCUGGGUCCUGUUCAAGGUGCUGGCAUUUACCUUUAAAGACUCAAAUUCUUGUCCCAACCUACCCAUGUUUUGAGAUCUGCUUGGAGCUCUUCUUCAAGGGCCCUUCUUAACAGAUGUGCACUGUGUCACAACAAAGGAGAGGGUUUUUGUGUUGGUGGUGUCCUGAUUGCAAAGCAUCUUUUCACAAAGAAAUGCACCACACCAUUAAGUGGCAACCUUUUUACUCCUGGUUACAUUUCUGUAUUCCCAGGCAUAUAAAUGCAUGCAGUGCCUUAGCCUAUGGUUUAGCUGUUGCCAAAUAUUAUUGCUAAAGUUCCAGUUCCAGCAGAGAUUCAGCAAGCAUUCCUUUUGACUUGCAGGCAUCACUUAAAUAUUUUUUCAUGCCACAGGCCUAUGUGGCUGUACAAAGGAUAUUUUUUUAAACUGACUAGUCAUUUUAAGAAUUUUUUCGUACAGUUUUUUUAGUUUACAUAGCCAUAUAUGGCUCUGAUAUUGCAGCAUAGAAAUACUUUUAUCAAUAAAAUCAUUAUAUUUGUUCACUAUCUUGGAAUCUACUGGAUGGAGAGCAAUAUCCACAUGUUUUGAGUAAAUAGAACAUUUUAAGCAACAACAAAAAAUGCAACUUGUUUCCCAUACCUGCUCUGGUUAUUUAAAAGGAAUUUCCCUUUUGUUUUGGUUCAGUUAAUCACUGUGACCUCCAGUGUUUCUCUAAAUAUCUCACAAUAUAUGUUUAUUGUGAGAACACAAAGUGUUCUGAAGAUCUUCCUGCUUUUCAGAAUCUGGUCAACCUAUCUGUGGGAAUGGAUUGGUGGAGCAAGGAGAGCAGUGUGAUUGUGGUUACAGUGACCAGUGUAAAGAUGACUGUUGCUAUGAUGCAAACCAACCAGAAGACAAGAAGUGCAAACUAAAACCAGGCCAGCAGUGCAGGUAUUGAUGUCCAACUUGGUUUUCACUAUCUAACUGCUUGACUAUUGCUGCCCCUGAACAUUUUGCCAAUAAGUAUCUGUAAACCACAGUUUACAGUGGCAAUUGAAAUUAUUCAACCCCCAUUUCAAAUUGUGUUUAUUAUCAAAAUUAAAGACUUUCAGCUGUUUGCAGUGAGCAGAUCAAACAGAAGCAAUUGAAAUAGCUCAAUACAGUGGAUGCUUCCCCAAAUUCAGCUGGCAUACUGGCUUCUCCAGUCUCACUAUUACCCAACUCCCUGAAUAGAAUCCCUCACAACAGCACAAAUACAACAGGUGUUGUCUCAUGAUGCUUGCUGUGUGCAAGGCCUGCCUGGGAACUGAAUGCCCAGCACUGAUGUGGAGCCUUUAUGCCGUGCAGGCUCAUUGGCACCCAUUGCUGCCUCCUAAGGUGAGUAAGGUGCUGGCCUCAUGUUCAUCUUUGGCCAGUCUCUGUCGGGCUGCUAAGACUGGGGGCAUCUUUCCAGGUCCCUGUGGGUGGGAUGUGGAUGCACCUCUCUUUGGGGUGGAGGGGGUUCAGAGACCAGGGGUAGCGGCUGCUGCCUGGAGGACUCCCAAGGAGAGAAGACUGAGGGAACACUCCACAAGGGAGGGUGUUCAAAAAGGGGUGAGGGGCUGCUGGCUCUGCAAGGAAGGUGUGACAUAACUGGGCUCCUGAGCCCCACAGGGGUGUCACAGAAAGAAUAUAGUUGGUCAAGGGAGCCAUGGACUCCAAAAGGUUGAAAACCCAUGGGCCUAGGGGUUUGCUGAGCAUCAAAUUUGGCUGCAUGUUAGAAAUACAACGUAAGUCAAGAGAAUGGUCCAAGAAGGUAAGUGAAGAGAUCAUCGGCCUUCACAAACAAGGAGCAGGAUACAAAAAGAUAGUGAAGGCACUGAAUGUUCCUAGAGGCACAUAGUUGGGAACAUAGUUUGCAAGCUCAAAGUUAAAGGAACAAUGGUUACAUUACCUGGAUGGGGCAGGGGGGAAAAGCUAUCUGUGGCACCAACCAGAUUUCUGAGAAGGCAGGCUGGGAAAAAAUCUUGAGUGACUGCAAAAGAGCUGCAGCAAGACUUGGUGGCAGCAGGCACUGAGGUUUUAGUGAGCACAGUAAGGCACGUACUAAAUGCAGAAGGUUUCCAUCCCAGGACUCCCAAGACGUACACCACUACGAAACCAAAAGCACAAGAGAAGUCGGAUCCAGUAUGCUCAAAAUCAUAUAAAUAAGCCACAGAGGUUUUGGGAUUCUGUUCUGUAGUGCAAUGAAACAAAAUUUGGAACUUUUUGGCCCCAUGGAUCAGCGCUACAUCUGAAGGAGGAAGAAUGAAGCAUACGCUGAGAAGGACUCAGUGAAGCAUGACAAGAGGGAGAUAGACUGAAAUUGCAGAGUUUUGAGAAAUUAAAAAACAAAGUGCGAGACUGGCUUCAUUAUUAUCAGAUAAUGGAGGCAUACAAUUUGGACAAGAAAAUUGGCUUCCAGGUGGAAAAAUCAAAAUUAGAAACAGAACUGCUAGAACCCAAAACUAAGAUUUUGUCAAAGAUGUAUAACUUGCUGUUGAAAUGGAAUACACAGGAAGAAACGGUGAAAUCUGCUAUGAUUAAAUGGGCACAAGAUGUUGGACAUAACAUAAUGAUGGCUGACUGGGAACAGUUAUGGACCACAGGUAUGAAGUUUACGGCAUGUAAUGCCUUAAGAGAGAAUAUUAUGAAAAUGAUAUACAGGUGGUACAUGACACCAGUCAAGCUUGCAAAAAUCUAUCAUUUGCCCGAUAAUAAAUGUUGGAAAUGUAAAGAAACUGAAGGUUCAUUUUUUCACCUUUGGUGGACGUGCCCAAGGAUUACAGCUUUCUGGGAGAUGAUUUAUAAUGAAAUGAAAAGGGUAUUUAAAUAUACCUUUCUGAAGAAACCAGAGGCCUUUCUCCUGGGCAUGGUCGGCCAAACGGUGCCAAAGAAGGACAGAACUUUCUUUAUGUACGCCAUAACAGCAGCAAGAAUACUUAUUGCAAAGUAUUGGAAGACACAAGAUUUACCCACUCUGGAAGAAUGGCAGAUGAAGGUGAUGGACUACAUGGAAUUGGCGGAAAUGACUGGCAGAAUCCGAGACCAGGGAGAAGAGUCGGUGGAAGAAGAUUGGAAGAAAUUUAAAGACUAUUUACAGAAAUAUUGCAAAAUUAAUGAAUGUUAGAAUGAUGUCAGAAUGAAUUUAAGUGGUUUAAGCAGCAAUGUUAUAAAGGUGUAUGUAAAAAUGGACUGUUAACAGGUGAGAAUCCAAAGUUAUAAAAUAUUAAGUUAAAGGAUUAAGAUAAAAACAAAGAGGGAAAGAAAUUGCUGAAUUAACUAACUGAAUUGGAAUACAAAAAAGGGAGGUGUGAGGAGGUUCGGGAAGCAAGGAAAUGAAUGUAAGGCAGGGAAAGACUGAUAUAUUUUUUUAAGUGUUUUUUAUCUUUUUUCUGUAUUUUGUAUUUUCCUUUUAUUUUUAUUUUUGUAUUUUUUUCCUUUCUUUUUAUUUACGUAAUUCUUUUCUUUGAAAGCUUAAUAAAUAUCAUUUAAAAAAAAAAAAGAACUCAGUGAAGCAUGGUGGUGGCUCAGUGAUGCUCUGGGGCUGCUUUACAUCCUCUGGCACUCAAAACUUGCAGUUUGUGGAAGGCAGGACGGAUUCACUGAAGUAUCAGGAAAUCCUAGGAGGAAACAUGCCGUCUGUGAGGAAGCUGAAGCUUGGACGUCACUGGACAGUGAUCCCAAGCAUACCUCAGAUUCCACCAAGGUUUGAUUGCAGAAGUCCUGGAAACUUCUACAGUGGCCAUCACAGUUACCUGACUUGAACCGCAUAGAAAAUCUCUGGUGGGAUUUGAAGAAGGCGGUUGCAGCAUGCAAAUCCAAGAAUAUUACUGAACUGGAGGCCAUUGCUCCUCAGGAAUGGGCUAAGAUUCCUCAGGAAUGCUGCUGGAAACUGCCGUUUGGCUAUGCAUCUCUUUUGCAGGAGGUCAUAGUAGCAAAAGCCUGCUCCCUAAGUACUAAAGAUGCUUGCCCUGAAGGGGCUGAAUAAUAUUGAGACUGAAGAAGCCAAUGUAAGUUGCAAUUUCAGCUGAAUUUGGGGAAACCACUCGAAGCAUCUGUUGUGUUGAGCUAUUUCAAUCUCUUUUGUUUGAUUUGCUCAUUGCAAACAGCUGUAAGUCUCUACAUUUUGAUAAUAAACCUGAUUUGCAUUGGGGUUGAAUAAUUUUGAUUGCCCUGAUACAUGUGAAUAGGGUCACUAUUUGAGGCUUUUGAGUAGUAUGAGUUUUUGUUAAAGAACACCAGUGGUGACAAAGUCCAUGUCUUUUUGUAUUGUCGAUCAUGCUAGCUUUAGUCCUCUUUUCUGGCUCUGCUUUUGAGUUCCAAAUUCCAAUUUUCUGUUUUCCUUCUGCCAAUGGGAUAAAACACAUCCCUUCUGUUUGGCCUUUGACUAGGCUGUUUGCUCUUAUUGAUGUUAUUACCUCUGUUUUGCUUUUGUUGAAUGUAUUUUAUUUAUUUGUUGCCUUGAACACUUGAAAGGCAGCUAAUAAAUUAUUUGAAACUGAAGGAAGUGCCACAAGUAGGGCUGAGUGUGUUACACGUGAAAGGGGGACCCACAUGUUCUUUUCAGUGCCUUGUUCUUUAAGCUUUUGAAUUCAGCGAAAAACUAUCAAUGAGACUUUAAACAACCCUGUUAUACCCACAGUCAUAGGGAUUAAAGAGUGAUAGGAGGCACCUUUUUAAGAGCAAGCUUAUCGGUUAAAGUUUUGAUCUAUAUUGGUGAUGGGCUACAGAACAAGGGCUAAAGUUAAUCCUUCCAGCUAAAUAACGAAAGGGUAUGUGUGGGCUGAAUAAGGUGACAGGAGGUACCUGUUAAGAAGUGACAACUGAGUAUUUCCCCUUCUUUUACAGCCCCAGUCAAGGUCCCUGUUGCACAUCAUCUUGUACAUUCAGGGUAUUUGGAGCAAAGUGCCGAAAUGAUUCUGAGUGUGCGGAAGAAGGGAGGUGCAAUGGCAACACUUCUUUCUGUCCAACAUCUGCACCAAAGCCUAACUUGACGGACUGCAACAGAAAUACACAAGUUUGCAUAAAUGGAGUAAGUCUUCUAGAGAUGUUACAGAAAAGCUAAGGAAUCAUUUUCAGCUUACAUGCUGCUGGCCCAGGAUGAUUGUAUAUUUCCCCCUGCUGGAAUAAAGCAUUUCCUUUAUUGGGUAACAAGUGGAGAACCUGUGAAUUUUCUUAGUGUUUAGGAAAUGGCAUUCUGAAGCUUUGCAUUGUCAGGCCUUGUAUUCUGCCCAGUCUAUAUCAAGUGCCACCAGCUGAUGCAUCCAGUUUUAUUAUUUCCGGAGUGGGAAAUAUAUUACUCUCUGUACCGAAAAAAGUUCACAAUAUAUGGUGGUGGUGGUUCUUCCUGUACAAAUGAUGAACCUUAAGUUUUCUGGAAUGUAAAGCAUGUAUGGAAAAUAAUUGUAUCUUUUCUUCUCUAGCAAUGUGCUGGUUCUAUCUGUGAGAAGUAUGGCUUAGAAGAAUGUACAUGUGCCAGUUCGGAUGCAAAGGAUGAUAAAGAAUUAUGCCACGUAUGUUGCAUGGAGAAAAGUAAGUUCUCUUCACAUUAAAACAUAAAUACUGUAAGCUUGGAUUUUGAUACUAGAAUUUCAGAUACUUUUAUUCAAUAAAACUGAAGCUGGGAAAAGUUUGCAGAACUCUUGAGUUAUUCAGAGAACCUUACCAUGAAGAAAGAUGAUUGCCUCAAGAGGUGGAUCCUGUGUGCCAUUAAGGACGCGGGUGGCGCUGUGGGUAAAACCUCAGCGCCUAGGACUUGCCGAUUGCGUGGUCGGCGGUUCGAAUCCCCGCAGCGGGGUGCGCUCCCGUCGUUCGGUCCCAGCGCCUGCCAACCUAGCAGUUCGAAGGCACCCCCGGGUGCAAGUAGAUAAAUAGGGACCGCUUACCAGUGGGCAGGUAAACGGCGUUCCGUGUGCUGCGCUGGCUCGCCAGAUGCAGCUUGUCACGCUGGCCACGUGACCCGGAAGUGUCUGCGGACAGCGCUGGCUCCCGGCCUCUAGAGUGAGAUGAGCGCACAACCCUAGAGUCUGUCAAGACUGGCCCGUACGGGCAGGGGUACCUUUACCUUUUUAAGGACAGCCAAGUGUGAGGACACAAUCUAUUGAGAGAUCCUGGUAAAAGCACUUCUAGCCACUGAGGCUCCCUGAGACUCCAGUGACGGAGUGGGAUCCAGAUGCAUCCCCAGACUGUGCACCUGAACAGGCAAUUGACCAACAUCUCUGACAUGGAAGCCCCUCACCGACAAUACCUCCAUCCUGUCAGGGUUCAAGCUUGGCUUAUUUUGUGCACAAGCUUUAUUUAAAAAAUCUCUGCUCCUUUGCAGCAGGAAAUGAAAUUACUCAUGUGAGAAACCAUCCCAGUGCAUUGUGUGCUAUUCUACUAGUUCAAAUGGUGUUCCUCUCUUUUCUCUUUCAACCACCAAAAUGCCUUGGCUCAGUCCUGGUUGUAACACUUCAAUCUCAUGAAGACUAUUCAUUUAACCUGAGGGCAGAAGGAACCUCCAGCCCACCAGCCUAAUUAAGCUCACCAGACCUCUGAAUUUGACCCAUGAGGCCUUUCGGGCAAACUGUAUCCAUCUAUCAGUUACCCAGUGACCUGUGAUGUCAGGCGUAAAGAUCUGUUAUCUCUGAUCUUGGCAGUAAGUGAUGACAAGGGAUCUCAGAUCUUAGUGCUAAGUGCAUCAGUACUUGUACUGAUAAGCUUAUAUCUGGUCUUUAAUGCUGUGGUGCUUAGCACUGAGAUAACAAAUAAGCCUCUUCCUGCUCUUUGUAAAAGGCAGCAAGAUCUUAACCCAUGAUAUGAGAAAUGGCAACCCACUCUUGGAGCAUAGCCAUUCACCCACAGAUUUCUUGCUUUGCAAUCCUGGCUUGAAUUUGAAGUGGGGCGGCAAAGGAAGAAUCAUGAUACAACAAGUGAUUAGCAGUUGUGUGGCCCCACCCACCUGUCAAAAUGACCCAUGGAUCAAUUUCCUACCCCUGAUUUAAGUAAUGAUUGCUGUCCUGUACCUCUUACAUUCUUUCAGUACACAUGUAAUUGUGGGCAGGCUGUUGCUUGUGAUGCAUUUAGUUGUAUUGCUCUUCCUAAAAAUAACAUCUGUUCUUAAAAUGUUUUUUGCUUUAUCCAGUGCUUCCAGACUCCUGUGCAAGUACAGGAUCUGCUAAAUGGAAGAACUUCUUCGAUCACAAAACUAUUACCCUGCAGCCUGGGUCACCCUGCAAUGAUUUUAAAGGUUACUGUGAUGUGUUCAUGAGGUGUCGAUUGGUAGAUGCUGACGGCCCCUUAGCCAGGUUAAAGAAGGCCAUUUUUAAUCCAGAGCUGUAUGAAAACAUUGCAGAAUGGAUCGUUGUAAGUUUUUAAACAUAAGAAAUCUCUAAUACUAUCUUGUGAACUGUGGUAAAGCUUGCCAUUGUCAGUUGUUUUGAAUUUGAAUUAAUUCCCACCUCCAAAAAACCCCCCUUUGAUUGCCACAAUUCUACAAUGCUACCUUGAUGAGUAGUACUUUUACAAGAGCAGUAGUUCAUUUUCUUCAGAGCCAUUGUAGCAUCUGCUUUGCUGAUAUGUAAAUAGUUACCCAAAGGGUAGCAUGCUAGCAGUUUUAUUGCUGCACCACUAGGAGUCAGGUCCGCGCCCCCCCCCCCCAAUAUAUGGAUAAUGGUAAAAUUCUCCUGCAGUCAUACAGAUUCUGCUUUAAGAAUGUUGUAUCCUUUUUCUAAUGAAGCAGAGUGGUAGUACACUGUUGAAUAAAGUGGGGUGGGAGGAUGACGAAAAGCCAUUAAGAAUUGCUAGAAGCUCUACUCGUGAGCUCUUGUAAUUUCUAGUUUUCAGAAUUUGCUUAUGUGUAACAUUGGCCAUGAUUGCUGGGGCUGAUGGGACAUAUAUGUAGUUCAGCUACAUCUGGAGAACCAAAGGUUCCCCAUUUAUAUCAUAUUAUAUUAUAUUAUUAUAUUAUAUUAUAUUAUAUUAUAUUAUAUUAUAUUAUAUUUAUUAUAUUUAUUAUUAUAAUAUUUAUUAAGAUACAAAUAGAUAGAUAUAUUUAGACACAAGUGGAUAAAGCUUGUUGCCAGCUUUGGGUAUGACAAAAAGGUGAAAAAGGCUGUUGUGCACUUUCCAGGCUUUAGAAGACAGUGUGCUAUGUGGCUAGAACAUUGGACUUGGUCCAGGAAGAGCUGGCUUAGAUUCUUGCUUGGCCAUGAAGCUUACUAGGUGACCUUAGGCAAGACAUGAUUAGUCUUAGUACAGUGGGGGUUGUCAUGAGGGAAACUGCAUAACCCUGUGCUUCUUAGAGGAAGGGUGAGAUAAAGAUCCAAUAGGCAGGCACUGGUGCAGCUUCACUGAUUUGUGUGCAUCUGUAUUGGCUGAGUGCCAGGAAAAAUAGAUUUUGAUUUUUAUAUUUCUAUGCUGCUUUUCAUUCAAAUGAAUCCCAAAGCAGCUUGAAAACAAUAAAUAAUAGUAACAUGGUAGAGCAUAAUAGAACAUCACAAAUACAGCAUGAAUCAAAUGAAAUAACUAAAAAAUCAUCAAUAUAAUAAUUACAGUCUUUAAAACACUAUUAACAAAACAGCAACUAAAAAACAAGCUGCGCUGUAAUUAAAGCAAAAGUCAUAUGAUUAACAAAUCAAUACAGCAUUUAUAAUCUAUAAAACAGUAUUAACAACAUGAACAAAAAAGCAGCCAAAAAUACGCUAAGCUCUGUUAAAUUCAUACUGCACCCCCAUGAAUCAUAUUCUUUCACUCUGUUCAGCACAUUGAAAUACAGUGGUACCUCAGUUUACAUAUGCUUCAGGUUACAUACGCUUCAGGUUACAGACUCCGCUAAUCUAGAAAUAGUGCUUCAGGUUAAGAACUUUGCUUCAGGAUAAGAACAGAAAUUGUGCUUCAGCGGCGUGGCAGCAGCACGAGGCCCCAUUAACUAAAGUGGUGCUUCAGGUUAAGAACAGUUUCAGGUUAAGUACGGACCUCUGGAACGAAUUAAGUACUUAACCUGAGGUACCACUGUACACAUGUGCAUAACAACUCCCUUCUGACGGCUCUUCAGGCCAGACAUGGGGCAACACUGGUGAACCCAGCCACCCUCUGAUGGAAACAGAGUCUCUCCUCAGAGUUUGGAAACAGCUCCCCUAUAAGAUCUCCUAGAGCUGGAGGGUGGGGCAAAGCAGGUGGGAAAAGCCAUUACCUGCUGGCCAACUCAGUGUCUCUCUCACAGUUCUUCCUCUGGAUAUUACUGUUAGAUAAUUGAUUUAUUGCUCAGAUAAGCGUCCGGCAUGCUUCCCCAUCACACACCUCUGGCCGGCAUUCCAAAGACCACAUUCCGAUACUUCUGAGCAUAGCAGAGUUUCGACAGCGGCAAGAGGAAACCAAAAAAAAAACCACCAGUGCCUUCUUCAGUGUGCUUAAAUAAAGUCCACACAGGAUCUUAGCAGCUAAAAGCAGUUUUAUUUACAGCAGGCUAUCCAUUAUCUAUCACAGCGAACAGCAUCGCGAAAACACGUCCUCUCUCCUCAAAAGCGAAAGUAGAGAGAAAAGCUCGGGUGUUUCAUUUCACAUUUUCCCUUUAUUCACCAGGAGAACAGGAAAUGUUAUGUUAUAAUGAAACGUUUUCAGGGUUGUUUAGGAAUGGAAAAGAAUGGGAAUUGCCAGAUAAGAAACUCAGUAACUAGGUUUAUUGCAGUAAUGUGUUUUUGACCUAGCACAUUUUCCAAACAGUGACCAUUGCCCGUGUCCAUGGGCAUAGCCAUGAUUUUUGUUAAGGGGGGCAGGCUUUUGUUGGAGGAGGCAGAACCUCAGUUAAGUAUUUUUCUUGAUUUUUAUUGAUAUGCGGGGCGGCUGCACCCCCCAGCUAAGCCCAUGCCCAUGUCCUUUAAAUUUGGUCUCGAGGGGCUGAUUCUCAUCUCAUUACAUUAGAGAAGCUCUGCCAUUGUCUUACCAUGGUUGGUGGCUUGUUCAGGCCUGGAUGCCACUGCAUUCCUUUAUUCCUGCUGAAUUGUGAUUGUCAGACACGUUCUGUUUCGUCUGGUGACCAGUCAGCCUCCAUAUCUGUACUACUUCUAAUGAGACCUCAUGGGAGACAGGUCGUGCAGUCAGCUCUUCCUUAGCAGCUCUCAGUUUUGUGUGCAGUAAAUGGUAGUUGGUAGAAUUCUUUGGUGCCCUCUGAUUUCCGAAUCUAUAGCUGCUGUAUAUGUCUCAGUUGUAAAUGGUUCUUUAUACACUGCCAAAGUGCAGCCAUUUCAGCUUCCUUUUGCCACCUUACUCUGAAUCUGGCCAAUCUAACUGCUGGUGCAGUAUCCAUCUUUUCUUCUCUUAACAAAUUUUAUGUUUGGUCACUGUUUUUAAAAAUUUCAAUAAAAUGUUGUCCUGUUCCAGUUUUAUCUUCAGCAUUUCCAGGUACAGGGCACAUUGUUAGCUCUAACAUGCAACUUGGGGCUAAGGUUUAAAUAUUUUGCCAUACAAGUAUGUACUGUGUACCUGGGCAUGGAAAGAAGUUCUCUGCCUCCUUUCAUCACUGAUGUAUCACUUCGCCAAAAUGAUUAACAUAGUUCCCAAAUGCCACGUCAGAAUAACACCUGUGGCCAGCCCUCUGCUCCCAGAAGAUUUGCAUAUGAUGAGUGCCCUUUGUGACACAGAUUACAGGACAGAGAACGGGACCUGUUUCCCCACCCCAAUUCCCACCCUGUCUGCCCACAGGAGAUUCACUUCUAUAAUAUAUAAAAAGUGAGAUGUCACUCGCCUCUUAUUUGUUUUUCCUGCUCUUGUCCUGUGUUCUGUCUUUCUCUCUCUCAAAUGCUACUCUCCCCAGCAAAAUGCAGCUGCCAUUGUCACAACCCACCAGUGUCCUGUUCCAAUCUGUCCUCCUUUAGUAAUUCUAUUAGUGCGGUAUUGUCUAGUUUUUCCUAUGGAGUUUGGGCAGUUUCCAAGAUGGAGCUUAACCUUUUAUUCUCUAUAUCAGUCCUGGGAAAAUUCACUUUUCUAGACUCAAGUCAGUUUUUACUUUUUUGGAAAAUGGUUGCAUUAAUAUAUGGAUGACUGCGCUUGAUUUUAACCUGCAAAUUCAAAUUGAAUUAAAGCCAGAAAAUGUAGUGGAGAAACUUCAACACAAUAAUUAGAUUUGCUAAUGGUUAAAUGACUUUUGCUUUGCAAUUUGUGAAUCGUCCAACUUCAGCCGUGUUUCUAGAGCUGGGGUGGGGGAGGUGUGAGGAGGGCAAGUGCCUGUCCUGAGAAAGCAGAUGACCUGUGCAGGUUUGGGUAGUUGAACUGGUUUCUGCAUUCAUUUGCCUCCCUCCUGAGAACUUUACCCAUUUGAUUUUUCCUUUAGUGCUGUAACUGCUUUUAUAACCACUCCCAGGUAUGCUUUUAUAAAAGUAGGUGGUUGACAGGCCCUCAACGAUGCUGCUUCGUUCAGCUUUACUUGUUAUAGUCAAAACAAGCCACCUACCCUGCUUGCAUUCCUGGGGUCUGCAUGCCCUCUGCUGCCACCACCAGCACCCCCUUCUGGUGGACCACAGAGGUGGGCAGGUGGGCUGCAGCUGAGGAGCCAGCAGCUAAGGCUGGGAUCCAUGUUCCUCUCCCCAGCUCCAUGGGGGCUCUCAGGGGUCCUAGAAUCUCAUUCAUAGAGACCUCUGGUGACAUUUGAGGAAUAAAGCUGUGGCUUUGCACUGAUUUUAAGAUGCAGUAGGGUUGUUCAUGCACAUCUAUCCUAAAAAUAGUCUUUUGUGUUCUGUCACAAAAUUUCAGAUAUACUGGUGGGCUGUACUGCUUAUGGGGAUUGCGCUGAUCAUGUUUAUGGCCGGUUUCAUUAAGAUAUGCAGUGUUCAUACCCCAAGCAGCAACCCAAAGCUGCCACCACCUAAACCUCUCCCAGGUAAGCACCUUCAUGUUGUGACUUCUGUAAAUUCUGUAUAACCUCUUCUGUAUAAUGGGAAAUGUCGCUGGCACCUUGUAGUAGUUGGACUAUGAAAGGGCAGUGCUGUGUUUGCCUCAAAAUGCUCUUGUAUAUAGAAGAGGAAAACCUAUGAGAAGGUGCUGCUCUAUUGGACACUCAGAGGCUUAAAAGUCAGCUGUCCCUUCAGCUGUCAAAUCUUUGUGGACUUAGUAUAAUGGGUGGUAUCCUUAACUCCUUCACACUAAUGGGCUUGUACUGCCUCUAAAGCUUAUGUUUGUUAUUGGAGGUCCAAAUGACCUAGGUGGCUGUUACCUGUUUAGUCUGGUGCAACAGCUGUAUCUGAUAGGCCAUGUGUUGGUAACAUUGAGAAUGGAUUACUGCAGUGUGCUCUGUGUGGGCCUUGUUCACAUAGGACAAGCUAGGACAGAAUGCAGCAGCUAGACUGCUGAUGAGGGCAGAAAGCUGGCAGCAUGUGACACCUCUGCUAAAACUUCUGUACUGGUUGCCCAUGUGCUACAGGGCCAGGUUCAAGGUUCUUGUGUUGAUAUACAAAACUCUGAACAAAACUCAGGAUGCUUUAAGGACCGCCUCAGCUGUUGUUUUUCAGCCCAAUCACUGAGAACAUCCAGAGGAGAGCUGUUGUCCUCUGUGUUGUAGGGGCCUGACUGGCCUCAGCCUAGAGAUCAGACUUUUUGUGUCACCACCAGUCCCAUACUGUGGAGCACUCCACUAGCAGAAACUGAGCAGGCAUUUUGACUUUCAGGCUUCACCUGACAACUUACUUUACGCUGACAGGCCUUUGCAGUUGCAUAAAAUGUUGCAUAAAAUGGUCGUCUCAACCACUGUUUUGUAUUGCUUUUCCUUUGUUUAAUGUAGCCCCCCCCCCCCCGAUGUUUUGCAGGAAGAGGGAGAACUGAUCUUGAGUACUCUGUGCUUGGCAUCUUUGUUCUUACCUUAGAUAGGCAAUCAAAGGCCUUGCACAUUUGCAUAUAGCACAUUAAGCCUUAGGUUUUGACUGGUCUCUAAACAGGCAAUAUGUUUUUUAAAACUAUGCUUUUUUCUGUAGGCACUUUGAAGCGAAGGAGACCGCCCCAAACAGCUCAGCCUCCUCCACGCCAGAGGCCCCGGGAGAGUUAUCAGAUGGGACACAUGAGACGUUAAGUGCUGUUUUUUGCCUUGGUUCUUCCUAGUGCCUACAGUGGGAAAAUUUCACUCCAAAGAAAACCUAUAUUAAGUCAUUGUCCCUGGUCUAACUUUCAACUAAAAAGCAGAAGAAAGAAAAAAAGGCAAGAUGUGGAGAUGUUCAAUGCUCGCAUUUCCCUGCCCCAAAAGAGAAGCGGCUGAUCUUGAAGCAGAUUUUUAACCGUCUUCAGCACCAUGAUUUCGACCUUCUCCUCCCUGUGCUCUUCGUUGUUGCCUUUUCUUCACUUGGAGGCAAACAUGGCUCUUGUGAAACUCCUCUUCACAUGAAUUAAAGCAUAUAUUUUUCAACUGUUGAGGCUAGGAAGCUAGACAUUGGAGACAUUACUUUGCCAAUGUACAUAAAAUGUUAUAUGCAGACAUUGUAUUUCUCAUGUACACCUGUACUUCUGUGUGCAAUUGUAAAACAAGAGAAUUGCAAUAUGGAUGUUUCUUUGUAUUAUAAACCUUUUACGCUCUUAAUGAAGAAAUUACUGUUUAAUUGACAUACUCAGGAUAACAGAGGUUGAAGGUGUAUAAAAGUCUGGAUUCUGUAAUGCUUUAUGCAGGAAUUGUGAAUCGGAUCGAAUCCUUUUUUAAAUGUAUCUAUAUUAUGGUCAGAAUUACUGCUAACAUUCACUCUGGAUGCAAAACCCAGAUCUCUCAUCCUGCAGAAGCCCCACUAAAAUGAACGAAGCUCUGCUCUGAUCCAAAGGGGGCUUGUGGAGGAAACGUUCCCUCUGGAUUGUGCUUUCUCUCUCGCAUUGUGCCGCUGCUGUCCUGGGGAUAGCACAUGCCAGAAUGUUCCCAUCAUUAAUUUUUAUGUAAAAUAUAUGAUUUCUGAGAGCUCAGCAUAAGUAUUUUCCCAAAAAAAAAGGAAAAAAAAAUCAUUGCCUGUUAAAUGAUCGACUUCUUUUUUCAUGCUUUGGUAGAAAGACAAGUGUGUUCUAUUUUUCCUCAGAAGAUUGCAACUGACUUUCUUUGAUAUGCUCUGAUAGUCUUAAUAUGUGGUAAUUAGGUUCCCAGUUCUGACAGAUAUGGGAGAGAUGAAAAGUUGUUUAAUUUUUUUGUUUAAGUAUUUUGGUAAUUCUUCAGCAUGAUACUGUUCUUAAGGAUAACCACUAAAACAAAAGUAACUGCUGCAGAGUCUGCUGUAGUUGUGUUUUAAUUGUGUAGGCUGGGGAAUGUCCACAAAAGGCGCUUAAAGGAGUCCGGAAGCUCAACAGCACAAUGGCCCAAAGUUUUUAUUAUGAGUGUAAAUAAUUGGCAUUUUAAAACAAAGUAGAAACAAAAGCAAUGUCAUAAUAUGCUUAACUGCUAUGCAGGAAAUGGAAGAGGGCAUUAUUCAAGCUUGUGAUACACUGCUUCUGUUUUUCCAAAAGCACCAAGCUAAUUAGGGAACAAAUGGCUAUAAAAAUAUUUCUGGCUUUGCUUGGGAAGCAAAUUUUAUUAAGGGGUUGGCCAGGGUUUUGUUUUGUUUUCCAAGAGUAUACAGUUUACACACACAUUCUCAUAAUGUGAAGCAAGCCAGCAAGGCCAAAAAUAUUAAAAGAAUAUAAUGAAAUCUCUUCCUUGUAAAACUUGUACAGUAUGUGGUGACUUUUUUCAAAAUACAGCUUUUUUGUACAUGGUUUAGAGACAAAUUUUGUACAUGAAACCCCCAGACCAAUAGACUAUAAAUAAUUCUGAAGGAUCUUAACUAGUUAGAAAUCUGUAGUUGCUUUUAAACCAUUUUAAAAUACAUUUUGGGGUGGUUCUGUUCUUGUUCUGUUCUUCAGACUGUGCAAAGGCUGGAAGCUAGGUUUGCAUUUCUAAAAUGGUGACUUUUGUUCUGCAAGAGUUCAUAGUAACUUCUUGAGUGUGGUAGAUCUUGGAACAUGUAAAUUCUUUGCUUGUAAUGUUCUCCUGUGGCUGGGGUGCCUGGCAGAGAGCUGGCUACCCUGUUUUAUUUUGGGUCUAAGUUUCAUGUUUUCUGCAAAGAGAAAAGUGCACUGAACUCUCCACUACAAGUUAAGAUGUGGUAAAUUAAAACAAGAUUAUCAAGGCAAAUUGCAAUCUAAUACUACUGUCAGUUUAAUGUCCACUGUGUUUUAUACAGUAUCCUUUUUUUUUUUUUUGGUUCACUUUGGAAAUUUUUACUAAAAAGUUGCAAAAAUAAAAUAAAGUAUUGUGCAAACAAAUGUAAGGUUUUUUUUAAACUUGAAAUGCAUUAAUAAAUAGACCUGAUGAAAUCACCCUGGAAGUUGAGCUCUUUCUCAGAAUUGAAGGGCAGUCGAUUCUGAUGUGCCUUCCUGCAUUUCACUGCCAGAAGCAGGCUGUGCUUCUUAGUAGAUCUCAUUUUAUUGGUGUGGCUCAAAAAGGGGGGUCUCAGUUAAACAUGCCCCAAAUCAUACUGCUGCUGUAUCUGCAGAUUCUUCCUCCAGGCCUGUAAAACUUUAUCUCAGUACAGUGCUGUGGUGUGAUUAUCAAACUAUUUAUGCUUUAUUGAAACGUGUUUGUGGGUUGGUGGCUUGUGUGUGUAUGUGUGAGUGUAUCUAUCAUGUGUGGUGUUUUAGGGAUGGAUUGGCCUAUUUCUGAUCAGUGUCAAUUCCACAUACAUUUUUAAGUACAUUCUGUCUCAUUUCUGCAUCAUUCUGUGAAUUUUCUAAAGCCCACAAGCAAAUUUUGUUUUAAAAUGUGUAUUUAAAUGCUUUAUUUCAGUGUUUU